CCAAGCCGGAGGCAUUGCCCGCCAGGAAGCCGGAUCCGUGUCGCAAACACAGCCACACACCCAUCGCGCUCCGGGACAGGGUUUCCCGGCUGGGCCAAGUCACCCCCGAGGAAGAGAGGGAGGAGAAGCGGGCGCAACCAUGGAGAGCGCCGUGGGGCGCACCGUGCGCCUCCGGGCAGCUGCCGGCUGCCUCUGCCUCCUCUGGCUGCUCCUGGUGAGUUGGUUCCUCGGGUCUCCUGCCACGUGGGGUGGGCAGGUGGGUGCUCGCCUGGGAGAGAGGGGGGCAAAGUUAUUGUGCCAUCGGUUUGGGGUGCCUGGCGCCCACUUCAUUUCUUCUUCCUCUUCUUCUUCCUCUUUUUCUUCUUCUGCUUCUAUAUAAUUUUUAUUACAUUUUCUGUAUUACAAUCUAAAAUACUCAUUUUACAUCCUUAAGAUGUCCAUGACUUCCUUUCGUCUCUUUCCAUGGUUCAUUUUACAUAUCAGUGCCUUUUUUCUGGGGGGGGACGGACGCAUACCCCUAAAUAUUUUGUGAAUCUAAGUUUGGCUUCAUUGAGGGGCAGUACAGUGGUACCUCAGGUUACAUACGCUUCAGGUUACAGAUGCUUCAGGUUACAGACUCCGCUAACCCAGAAAUAGUGCUUCAGGUUAAGAACUUUGCUUCAGGAUGAGAACAGAAAUUGUGCUCCAGCUGUGCUGCGGCAGCGGGAGGCCCGAUUAGCUAAAGUGGUGCUUCAGGUUAAGAACAGUUUCAGGUUAAGAACGGACCUCCAGAAUGAAUUAAGUACUUAACCCGAGGUACCACUGUAUUUCAAUAUGAGUAGGAAAAUACCAUUUAGUAUUCCAUUAUUGCACCCAUCAAAACUUAUUUACACUGUUGAAUUUAUCUUAAUGCUGCCAGCGGUUUCAGCUGUACACAAUUAUUCCCCAUAUAUUCAAUAAGCACUUUCCAAUCUUCUCUAAGUGUACGUUCUUCUUGUUCUCUUAUUCUAUAUGUUAAGUCUGCAAGUUGUGCAUAUUUCUUCUUCUUCUUCUUCUUCCCCUCCUUUUUGAAACCAAGAUUUCAUUGUACAUUUCCCCCACCCAAAGCCAUAGCACAGCAAUAUAGUUGUUGUUGUUGUUGUUGUUUAGUUGUGUCCAACUCUUUGUGCCCCCAUGGACCAGAGCACGUCAGGCACUCUUGUCUUCCACUGCCUCCCACAGUUUGGUCAAACUCAUGUUGGUAGCUUCAAGAACACUGCCCAACCAUCUCGUCCUCUGUCAUCCCCUUCUCCUUGUGCCCUCCAUCUUUCCCAACAUCAGGGUCUUUUCCAGGGAGUCUUCUCCUGAGGUGGCCAAAGUAUUGGAGUCUCAGCUUCAGGAUCUGUCCUUCCAGUGAGCACUCAGGGCUGAUUUCCUUCAGAAUGGAUAGGUUUGAUCUUCUUGCAGUCCAUGGGACUCUCAAGAGUCUCCUCCAGCACCAUAAUUCACGUGUGUAUUUCUUGCAGGAAUUUCCCCUGCCACAAUCCCGCAGAACAGAAUGUUCUUAAUAACCUUCUUAAGUUUUACAAGAGAGACAGAAACAUAGCAAGAUAAGUGUGGGUUUGGAAAAAAAAAAUCUUGCUUAUUUCACAUUCCACACCUCCUUGCCAUAACCCCAGUUUGCCUGGAUUCACAGCUAUGGAACGAAAGAAAACUCCCAAAUUCUACAGCUCUAGGAUUCUAUAUCAUGUUGAGAUGCCUACCUUGUAGGGCGUUGGGCUCGAUGAUGACCCUUGGCAUCCCUUCUGACUCUUCCGUUCUCUGGCUUGCUUGCCCUUCAUGGAGAGAUAAAAGAGCCCAUCUCAGAGGGUUGUCAGCUAUGGAGCAACCAUAAAUCGGUAGCCUUUGCAGUGCCACAAGUCUCUUCUGUUGCUCUGUUGCUGCCGCAAGCUCACAGCUACUCCUCUGGGAUAAUCUGGCACGGAGUGGAAAAGAUCAUAGAAUGAGUCAUAGAAUCGUAAAGUCGGAAGGGAACCCAAAUUCAGCCUCCUGCAAUUCAGGGAGUUGGCAUCACAAGGAUUCAUGAGGGAAGAGGGAGUUUCAAGGAGUGCAACUCUUCUCUUUUCAUAAUUUCUUAUCCUACCUAAUAACUUAUAAUUCUCUGUUUGCAGCUUACCAUUACUGUGGUAUCAGUUGCUAUCUUCUUUCUUCUUCUAACUUGCUUCUGUGCCUUUUACAGAUAGAAAAUUUUCUUGACAUGAUGCUUAUGGUGAAGAGCUUCACCUGUUACAUUUCUGCCUGCUGGGCUGCUGUUAAGGAAGGGCAUCAGUGGUGAAAGUUGGCAGCCAUAGAUAUUUCCUUCUCCUUUACACCUUCUUACUACAGUGGAACCUCGGGUUACAGACUCUUCAGGUUACAGACUCCGCUAACCCAGAAAUAGUACCUUGGGUUAAGAACUUUGCUUCAGGAUGAGAACAGAAAUCGCGCGGCGGCAGUGGGAGGCCCCAUUAGCUAAAGUGGUCCCUCAGGUUAAGAACAGUUUCAGGUUAAGAACGGACCUCCAGAACGAAUUAAGUUCUUAACCCGAGGUACCACUGUACCAGAAAUAUUUAUGUUUUCCUCUUGUAGUGUUUAUUCCUGGCAUCAGUCUUUAUGCAAUCCUUCCUUUCCCCUUCCAAAUCAACUGCUACUUUUGAGCUUUUUGGCCAUUGUGAUAACAGAGCAGUGGACUAUCAUCAUCAUCAUCAUCAUCAUCAUCAUCAUCACCAUUUUAUUUGUAUGCCGCCUUUCCAUAGUUAAAACAAUGCUCAAGGCGGCUUACAACAUGACAAGAUUUACAUCAAUACCAACAUAACAAAAGUCAUAUGCAAUAAAUAAAACACAUCAAAAAGUACACAACCAAAUGGAAAACAAUUUCCACAUAAAUCAUAAAAUCUAAAACUAAGAAUACAGCAUUAAUAUCAAUCAGUACGUUUCCGAGCACAAUUCAAAGUGUUGGUGCUGACCUUUAAAGCCCUAAACGGCCUCGGUCCUGUAUACCAGAAGGAGCAUCUCCACCCCCAUUUUUCUACCCGGACACUGAGGUCCAGCACCGAGGGCCUUCUGGCGUUUCCCUCACUGCGAGAAGUGAGGUUACAGGGAAACAGAUAGAGGGCCUUCUUGGUAGUGGCGCCCACCCUGUGGCACGCCCUCCCACCAGAUGUCAAAGAGAACAACAACUACCAGACUUUUAGAGGACAUCUGAAGGCAGCCCAGUUUAGGGAAGCUUUUAACUAUUUUAUUUUAAUAUUUUGUUAGAAGCCGCCCAGAGUGGCUGGGGGAGCCCAGCCAUAUGGGCGGGGUAUAAAUAAAUUAUUAUUAUUAUUAUUAUUAUUAUUAUUAUUAUUAUUAUUACAGUGGUGCCUCGCAAGACGAAAUUAAUCCGUUCCGCGAGUCUCUUUGUCUUGCGGUUUUUUCGUCUUGCGAAGCACGGCUAUUAGCGGCUUAGCGGCUAUUAGCGGCUAUUAGCGGCUUAGCGGCUAUUAACGGCUUAGCGGCUUUAAGAAAAAGGAAACAAACUCGCAAGAACUCGCAAGACGUUUCGUCUUGCGAAGCAAGCCCAGAGGGAAAUUCGUCUUGCGGAACGACUCAAAAAACGCAAAACCCUUUCGUCUAGCGAGUUUUUCGUCUUGCGAGGCAUUCGUCUUGCGGGGCACCACUGUAUUCACAAGUUAAAAUGACAUAGAUAAAAAUAAAUAAAAGCAAUUUAAAAAACAAAAACAAAAGCAGAGCCCUCUCUGCUCAGCAGCAGCAGCAGCAACAGCAGAGGCAACAGUCCUUUAUGGAGCCUGUCAGGUGGAGAGAAGCAGGGCAUCGUCCUUCAGGCUCCCAGCAGGCCAGGACUAGGUGGGUCUUGGGCAGAAUCCAGCAGUAAUUUUCUUAUAUUCUUAAUUAAGAGAGUUAAUAGACAUUUUCUUGUCCGUUCAGUGGGAGUGGGGUUGAAGAAUAAUAACUUAAAACCAUGUUCGUUUAAUCUCAGAUGAAUUCAGCCGCUCACAUAUUCUGUUGAAAUUACCACCAAUGUCUUGAAUAUUAUGCACAGCCUAUCCCAAAUACAGUCAUGCCUCUUGUUACGUUUGCUUCAGGUUAAAUCUUUUCAGGUUGCAUCCCGCGGCGACCUGGAAGGGUUACUUCCGGGUUUCGCUGCUCACGCAUGCGCAGGCACUCAAAAUGACGUCACGCGCAUGCACAAAAGCUGCAAAUCGCGACCCAUGCAGACACACAGAUGCGGGUUGCGUUCUGCUCAUGUUGCGAACAGGGCUCCGGAACGGAUCCCGUUUGUAACCAACCAUUUGGUUUACAACUCUGCAAAAAUUCUAAGUGAGGAACAUCUUAAUGAAGAUAAUUAAAGCUCACUUUUGCAUCAGUUGCCCUUAAAUAUUAAAUAAGUUAAUAUAUGGCAUCUUUUUUUCCCCAUAGAAAAGUGUGCCAUCUUUUGGAAAGGACACAUUGCUGACAACACCUGUCACUCCUCAGCCCAAACCUGAUGUAUUUUACGAAGAUUUCAUUCAUCUGAAUGUUUUGAACAAAAGAGUUCUCAACGAUACUGAAAUCUCCGUUGACUAUUUAUGCUCCGAACCUUGCACUGUUACUAUAGAAGCCAUAGCGUCACUGGAAUUCAGAACUGGUGUGUCUGUCUAUAAGGAGAGGUGGGAGAACGACCAGCAUCUCCGCACCACUAGAAACAGAACCGUGAACUUGAAAUUUCCAAACAGCAUGGUUUUCAGAGAUGACUAUUUCAUCAGACGCUCUGUCAUCGUACACACAGUGAUACUAUAUGCAUGGAUUAUUCACAAGCAAAGAGGGAUCCCCCAUGGUAAACGAAAGGAAGGCUACUUGCAGGCAAUUGCAAAGGACUACACUUUGCUGGAAUCUGUUCCGCCUUUCGAACGUCCCUACAAAGAACACCGAGUGUGUAUGAAAUGGAGCUUGGAAUAUACCUGGAGGCUGCAGGCAAACAUAAUGCGUUGGUGUCCCCAUGAGAAUGGUAAGUAUUUUUCUUAUGUGCAGUGGAACAGCACAUUGUGUGAAUGAAUUUGCAACUAGCAAGGUGCUCAGCUCACCUGGUGGCGCAUCUUUGAAAUCUGCAGCCUGGACUCGAUUGACAUUUUGCGUGUGGAUUUUUCAAGCGUAUGAAAAGAGGGCUUAGGGAGUAGAAUUGUCUACUGGCUGAUGGUGUUGCAAAGGUCUUUAACUGAGCAUUUUGAGAGCCCUUUUCUUACUGCUUUUCUUAGAGGGAUGGGACAUCUGAAAGCCUCUGAGUUGAAAGAUGACAGAUUGCCCUAACAGAGUACAGUCGUACCUUGGUUUUUGAACGGCUUAGUUGCCGAGCAUUUUGGCUCUCAAAUGACUGAAAACCGAAGUGAUUGUUCCAGUUUUCAAACGUUCUUUUGGAAGCCGAACAUCCAGCGGUGCUUCUGAAGCUUCUGAUUGGCUGCAGGAGCUUCCUGCAGCCAAUCAGAAGCUGCACCUUGGAAGCUGAACGUUUUGGAAGUUGAACAGAUUUCCGGAAUCGAUUCUGUUUGACUUCCAAGGUAUGUCUGUAUCUGAUCUUCCUCCUUCUCAGUUUUCUGAAGGUAUCGCUCCUGCCCACAUGAAAUGAUUAAAGCUGAGAGCAUGUACGUGAAUAAACUCCCACUUGCAAUAUCAUAGAGAUUGUACAUUAGUCAAUGGGCCAUUUCAGAUUUAUUGGCAAACCAAGUGAUGUAAAUGAUCCUGCAUAAGUUCCCUCUCCUCUCCUUCUUCAUGUCUGCAAGGAGAAGAUUGGAAGCUUUCAUUUGCAAUUUUAAACAAACCACUGUUCUCUGUUAACAUCCAGACUCAAGGAACUGUGGGUUAUUUAGAUGAUUGUUUGUUUGAACAAGCUAGGAUCAGACCUUGGUUUCAGAUCCUGACUUGUUUUGAAACUGCAGCCAGAAUUAAAAGGAACUUCAUCCUGGCUCUGUAAGAGGGAUAUGAAAGCAGCCGUGUCAUUUCUCCACACUAGAAAGCACAGGUUCAAGAGUUUUCCUGCUUCCAAGAGGUUUUUUGCUUGUCUUGCCGCUUUCCCAGGAAAACCCACUGUUUCCCGCUGAAUCGGAACAAAUGCUGGGGAAAACCAAUUGACGAUUGUUCUGAUUCAGCCGUGAACAGGGGGGCUUUCAUAGGAGAAAGUGGCAGGACAAGAGGAAGCGCAAACAAACCCUGGUGUGCAAACCGCAGAACGAUAUCUCGUGCAUCUCUACUUGUAAACACUACCAAGAACAAAAAGUCACAUUGGAACCUAGAUCCUGUAGAUAAUGCGACUGGAAUGGUGCAUAAAGCUCACCUGCAGUGAAGUUCCAAGGUGAACUCAUGGUGCCAAACCUAUUAAACUGCUUGCCAUGCGUGAUCUCAUUAGCAAAGAUUUAUGAACAAUGUAGAAUUAUAUAAUCGUAAUGCAAUGUGGGAUUAUCUGAUGUGGCUUUUCCCUGCCCAGUGCUGUGCCAUGCAACAAUUUAGUACAAUUAUACUGUUUUGUAGGUAGCAAAGAAGGCUUACAAAGGACCAUCCACAUCAUUCUACCAGUGCAAUUUUCUGAAUCAGUUGGCAUUGCUGCUUUGCGAUGGUCCAGCCAUUGUUGCCCUCAUCCUGAGCACUUCAUUGCCAGAACAGUUGUUUUAAUAAGGUCCAGCUACUGGCGUAUUAGGACACGGGUGGCGCUGUGGGUUAAACCACAGAGCCUAGGACUUGCCGAUCGGAAGGUCGGCAGUUAGAAUCCUCACGACGGGGUGAGCUCCUGUUGCUCGGUCCCUGCUCCUGCCAACCUAGCAGUUCGAAAGCACAUCAAAGUGGAAGUAGAUAAAUAGGUACCGCUCUGGCGGGAAGGUAAACGGCGUUUCCGUGCGCUGCUCUGGUUCGCCGGAAGUGGCUUAGUCAUGCUGGCCGCAUGACCCAGAUAAACUGUCUGCGGACAAACGUUGGCUCCCUCGGCCUGUAAAGCGAGAUGAGCGCCAUAACCCCAGAGUCGUUCACAACUGGACUUAACUGUCAGGUGUCCUUUACCUUUUUUACUGGUGUAUUAUUUGGGAAAUCAUCUGAGACACUGAACUUGGUGGAACUUAAUUCUGAGCAAACAUGCAUAGGGCGAAGGCAAGCUGCUGUUCAUUUUUGUCCCAGUUUGUUAUCUCAAAGUACGCAGCACACGCAAUUGCCACAGUCUUAAAUAGCAGCCAGAAAUCUCACGCACUACCUGCCAAAUAAUCUUUUCCAAUAUUGUAACUUAUUAUAAACUAGGGAGAUGUUAAGAUAGUCUCACCCUAACCUCCGUUAUUUACAAAGCAGUUCAAUUAUAACCUCUGUCCCGUGUUGCAAAGUUAAGUGUUCAGCUAUGCACUGGCAUAGAAAUAGGAGUUGGUCCCUGCUCCUGCCAACCUAGCAGUUCGAAAGCACGUCAAAGUGCAAGUAGAUAAAUAGGUACCACUCUGGCGGGAAGGUAUACGGCCUUUCCGUGCGCUGCUCUGGUUCGCCAGAAGCGGCUUAGUCAUGCUGGCCACAUGACCCGGAAGCUGUACGCUGGCUCCCUCGGCCAAUAAAGCAAGAUGAGUUGGUCACAACUGGACCUAAUGGUCAGGGGUCCCUUUACAUUCAUGACAAUAGGGCAUAUAGGCUUCCCCAACCUGGUGCCCUCCCGAUCUUUUCGACUACAACUCCCAGCUAUUUGCAGUUCCUGGCACAUUAAGAAUGAUUGCAUUUUGCAGAUGUCGUUGAGAUCCUGAGUUUUCCAUACGCCUCCAGUGGAGAGAUGACGGGAAUUGUGAAGAAGUUUCAGAAAUUUGAGAACAGAGAACUUGAAAUAAUCAGAAAGCGCCAGAACGGUUACCCAAAGUAAGAAAAUUAAAAAUGUCCUAAAAAAUAACUGCCUUUGCUCUUUUAAAGCUUUCAUUCUUUUCCUUCCAGCUGUCUCCCUCUUCUGGCUGCCUUUCUGUUUGUCGGAAUCCUAUUUUGUCGCAGAAAAUGUCAUAAAUUAUAUGGAUGCUGUGGGUUUGUUUAUGCAGUUCCCCUCCCCUGAGGAAACUUCAGUCGGUUCCUUCCAGGUUUUGUACAUUACGUUCCUGAUACUACCUCCUGGUGGAGCUUGUGAGACACAUGGGUGUGUAGUUAUAGAUAUUCAACUGAUAGAAAGCUUUUAAUUUCUUUUAAUCAUUUAUUAGAUUUUUACCUCAGAUCUUCCUCCAAAGGACCCCAGACUGCCAAACAUAUCAACAGUAGUACUAUCUUAAUACUGUACUUGAGGGUGCAUCAUGUGAAAGUUUCUUCUUCUUUUCAAAUUUAUUUAUUUGAUUUAUCCAUAUAAAAAUACACUCACACCACAACGUAUUAUAUAAAAACACAAUUCCCACAAAUCCCCUGGACUUCCCUCCUCCCCUUAUUGUUAAACCAGGCUUCCUCAACCUCGGCCCUCCAGAUGUUUUUGGCCUACAGCUUCCAUGAUCCCUAGGUGACCAGUGGUCAGGGAAGAUGGGAAUUGUAGUCUCAAAACAUCUGGAGGGCCGAGGUUGAGGAAGCCUGUGUAGGAAAAGAUUCCUACUGCAUCUUUUGUAAUAAUCCAAAAUUUUCAUAUCUCCAUUACAUCCAUAGUUCUCAUUGCACUACAAGGGUUAUUCCAAUCCCACUAACGAAUUUAACUGUUUACAAUGGUUUUUAAGAUAAGUUAUGAAUUUCCCCCAUUCCUUAUUAAAGUUCUGGUCUUCCUGAUUUCUGAUUCUUCCAGUCAUUUUUGCCAUAGCCCAUAAACUUGAUUUGCCAUUCUUCUCUCAUAGGGACUUUGUCUUCUUUCCAUCUCUGGGCUAAUAACAUCUGCACAGCCGUGGUCACAUAUAUAAACAAUAUUUUCUGUUCCCUUCAGAUUUCAGCACUUAAAAUUCCUAAAAGAAAAGCUUCUGGCUUUUUUGUAAAGGUUAUUUUAAACAUUUUUUUCAAUUCAUUAUAUAUCGUUUCCCAGAAUGUUUUUGUUCUCUUACAUGUCCACCACAUAUGAUAAUAGGCGCCUUCUUUUUCCUUACAUUUCCAACAGAUAUUUGUACCUGCCUUAUACAUUUUUUGCUAACUUACUGGGAGUUAAGUACCAACGGUGCAUCAUUUUCAUAUAAUCUUCUUUCAAUGUGCAACAUGCUGUACAUUUCAAACCCUCUUCCCAUAACUUCUCCCAUGAUGAAAGCUGUAUAUUGUACCCAAAAUCUUUCUCCCGCAUGUGAAAGUUUUAGUGUGAGGCUAAAUAUUGGCCCGAAAGUGUAAUUCAUAAGAAUAAAUGGCCUUGCUGAACGACCAGACCAAAGAUUCAUCCACCCCAGCAUUCUGCUUCCAAGAGUGGUCAGCCAGAUACCUCUGGCAAGCUCACAAAAAGGAUGCAAAGAUAGCCAGUGAUAGCCAAUCGUCAGUGUUAAAUGCUGAUGCUAUUGGCAGUUGCUAUUGAUGCAGGUAGGGAAUUUUGAGGGUAGUCCAACACAUUAAGCAAACACUUAAAAAAACACAACCAACUACCAUAGCUAUCAAAUUCUGUAUUCUGAAACGUACCGGAUAUUUACACUACUGUAGCUUUUUGUGUAUGUUCUUUUCUUCCUGCAAUCUCUACAAGCUGCACCUUUAUUUGCCUUGCGACACAUUUGCAGGACUUGCUAAGUCUCAUGGACCGAUGACGAUGCCGGACUCUGAAAAGCAAUUGCCUCUUAGAAAGGCAUCGCUGAGCGGCAAAGGAUGUUGAAACGCACUUCUUCCUCAUUGGACCACAGUGAUAAAUCUGCCCACUUUGAGAUUUACUCCAUCCCCAAUCGCCUCCCGACAAAAGGAGAGAGAAACAGUCAGUUUGGCGUUAAGGGGCAGGAAUAAUCAUUUUUUUAAAGUCCUUAAAAAUUCACUGGGAAAAUUUUGACCCACCCAGACAUAAUUGAGCAAAUGUUCUGUAAGAGUGUUCUAAUCUUCAUGAAUCAAGAUUUUGUGUUUUGGCACAACCCAUAGCCUGUGUGUUAAACUGUUUUUGUUUUUACUUUAAUGCUGUUAUAAAUUGAAAAUGAACAAAACCAAAGCAUGUCUAUGUAUAUAUGCAUGUGAGUAUGUGUACACGAAUAAGUGAGAAAUAGUUGCAGUUGAAAUCUGCUUUAAAAUACCGUAUUGGCCCAGAUAUAAGCCACACACUUUUUUUACAAAUUCCGACUGUGAAAAGUUAAAGCGCGUCUUAAAUUCGCGACCUUACAAAAAUUGACUUUGACGGUAUUGCUGCUGAAACAGACGUACGGUAAAAUGGAACGGGUGUGAGUGCCUGCAGAUUUUUUAAGGGAGCGGCUUAUAUUUGGGUGUUGUCUUUUUUUCUCUCCCUCCCCCCUUGAAUUUUAAAGGUGCGACUUAUUUGUGGGUGUGGCUUAUAUUCGGGCCAAUACGGUAUUACUCUGAAGUUUGUCUGUUCCCAGUUAUAUACUUCUACGCUUUAUGAAGAUGGCAGGUGUUGAGCGGUGGGCAGAAACUCUGAACCUGUCUUUGCUUGCCAUCAUUUCUGUGGCUUUCCUGCUAAGUGUACAGAUUUAGUGUUAAGUUGUGGGUGAACAUAUCAGACGACACAGCAAUUCUUCAGACAGCUCUUGUUUAUUCAGAGGCCAGAACAGAACUGAAUUGAAGGGCUCAGUCAGCCUGCUUAUAUAGAGCUCCAGUACCACGUUACUGUAACAACUUUCUAAAACUAUCCAAUCACUGAACGUCACUUUCGAUCCUUCAUUUGCAUAACUAUCUACAGUAUCCAUCCAAUCACUGAACGUCACUUUCGAUCCUUCAUUUGCAUAACUAUCUACAGUAUCCCCCUGCUGGCCCAGGGUGAGAACUUCGGUACAUAACAUUUAGUGCACACAAACUACUGCUCCCUGCCUUAUAUUAGUACUGAGAGCCUUCUCUGGAAGAUGUAUAGCUUCUCUGAGCUCUGCUUCUCCAAUCGAGUUGCUGUUUCCCCUUGUGUGCAGACCUAGCUCCCUCGACUGAACCCUUCUCUGCUCAAACGCUAGGCGCAAAGAACUCCCCUGCCUCUCUUACCCAAUCAUGGGAUUGCCUGAAUAUAUAUGUGUGUGAGUAUAUACUACUUUUAAAAGACGCCUGCUUCUUGGGAGAAAAGUAAUGACAAACCUAGACAGCAUCUUAAAAAGCAGAGACAUCACCUUGCCAACAAAGGUCCGUAUAGUUAAAGCUAUGGUUUUCCCAGUAGUGAUGUAUGGACGUGAGAGCUGGCCCAUAAAGAAGGCUGAUCGCCGAAGAAUUGAUGCUUUUGAAUCCUGGUGCUGGAGGAGACUCUUGAGAGUCCCAUGGACUGCAAGAAGAUCAAACCUAUCCAUUCUUAAGGAAAUCAGCCCUGAGUGCUCACUGGAAGGACAGAUCGUGAAGCUGAGGCGCCAAUACUUUGGCCACCUCAGGAGAAGAGAAGACUCCCUGGAAAAGACCCUCAUGUUGGGAAGGAUGGAGGGCACAAGGAGAAGGGGACGACAGAGGACGAGAUGGUUGGACAGUGUUCGCGAAGCUACCAGCAUGAGUUUGACCAAACUGCGGGAGGCAGUGGAAGACAGGAGUGCCUGGCGUGCUCUGCUCCAUGGGGUCACGAAGAGUCAGACACGACUAAACGACUAAACAGCAACAUAUACUACUUUAAUAGGGAUUGUCUAAAUUGGUUCCUCUUCUGCCCCCCUUACUUGCCAGCAUAAAAUUGUGCUAUUUCCACACCGAAGACCAAUGAACUGAAUGAUGUUAAAGUUGUCUUUGUUGCCAAUAUUCUGUUUCUCAUCAGAGUUUUUUGUUUAUACAGCUUUACUUUUUCGGUCUGGCUUUAUUUACUCCAUUACUGCAAAAAACCACUGUGUGGAAUACUGUAUUUCAUUGAUUCUGAGGAAAUGUACAGUACUCCGGCUGUGUUUUUAACGAAUGAAGGUAAGUUGGGGGGGGGGGGGCUCCAGACAGAAAUAAUAAUAAUAAUAAUAAUAAUAAUAAUAAUAAUAAUAAUAGUAUGAUGUCACUUUCUCUUGUUCAAGGCAGCCCAAAGCAACAACCAAAUUUAAUUUGUAAUCCCUUCUCUCAAGUAAAUUUAAUUCACAUUAUUAUUCAAAAUCCUCCCUAGCCUUCAAAGAAGGGCAGUCAAAUGGAUGGAAAAGGGAGCAAACAGGGCUAUAGGAUUGUAUGUGGGCGGGGAAGAAGUAUGUGCAAAAGAGGCAUUUGAUUCUAUGGUCUCCCUGCCCCUCCGAGCGCUCGCACUAACACAGAGAGUGGAAAACUCAAGGCUCUUGCAUUAUAUAGACUAGGGAGAUUGAACUGGCAAUGGCUGGGUGACUAUUCAAGUACAGUGGUACCUAGGGUUACAUACGCUUCAGGUUACAGACUCCGCUAACCCACAAAUAUUACCUUGGGUUAAGAACUUUGCUUCAGGGCGAGAACAGAAAUCAUGCUCCAGCGGCGUGGCGGCAGCAGGAGGCCCCAUUGGCUAAAGUGGUGCUUCAGGUUAAGAACAGUUUCAGGUUAAGAACGGACCUCCGGAACGAAUUAAGUACUUAACCCGAGGUACCACUGUACUGCUUUAGUCAAAACACACAAAGGAGGAAGCCUGCACUGUCAAAGGAGAGCCCGCGUCCUACUUUUGCUACAACUAGCCUCUAGACCCAUGGUUCCCAACGUAGGGCACACGCCCCACAGGGGGGCAAUUUGAUUUUUGAAGGGGGGCAAUUUGAGAAUGAGUUAUUAACAGUUAAUGGCCUUUUAGGCCUCCUCCAGGCACGCGGGUGGCGCUGUGGGUUAAACCUAGGACUUGCCGAUCAGAAGGUCAGCGGUUCGAAUCCCCACGACGGGUGAGCUCCCGUUGCUCGGUCCCUGCUCCUGCCAACCUAGCAGAUCAAAACCACACCAGUGCAAGUAGAUAAAUAAGUACCGCUCCAGUCGGAAGGUAAACGGCGUUUCCGUGUGCUGCUCUGGUUUCGCCAGAAGCGGCUUAGUCAUGCUGGCCACAUGACCCAGAAGCUGUACGCCGGCUCCCUCGGCCAAUAAAGCAAGAUGAGUGCCGCAACCCCAGAGUCGUGCGCGACUGGACCUAAUGGUCAGGGGUCCCUUUACCUUUGCCUAGGCUUCCUCCACAUGAAUUGGAGUUCACUUUUUGAAUAAUAGGAAUUAUAUGUCACCGGGGGGGCAUGCACCAGGAUUUUGGAGAUGCUUAGGUGGAGCAUGGCAAAAAAAAAAAAAAAAUGUUGGGAACCACUGCUCUACACUUAAAUUAGGACCCUAUUCUCUGGGAACCCUAAUUUGCUGGGUGGGGAACCAUGACAUUAAAGAGGUAUAAAACUGAUACAGGACUGCAGUAUAGAUAUGCCCUUUGAGAAACACUCAGCUAGGCAACUUUUACCAGUUGCUUAAUCACUGUCUUUGGGACAUUUUGCCUGUGAGGUGCUCUCCACGCAGUCUUCACAGAAGUGUGUGUUGUUGCCACCCAGCUCAUGCUAAGGCAUCCUUUGUGUGAAGAAACUCACUCUUGUCAGUGGCCUUUGUGCAGUCACCCCAAAGCACACAAGACUGAAAAAUGUUUACUGAUUAGUUGGGUGGAAAUUGUGUACAUUUAAAAACGCUGGUAGCAUUAAGAUAACUUCAACAGCGUAAAUAAGUUUCAGUGGUGUAAUAAUGGAUUACUGAAUGGUUUAGUUCAUGUAAAAUACGCAGUGAUGUAUGGUAUGCAAAAUGAACCACGGAAAGAGAAGAAGGGAGUCAUUGAUGUAAGGUUGUCUAAAUGAGCAUCUUGAAAUGUAAAUUAGAAAAAAUUAAUAAAAGCUAUAGAAAGAAGAUGAAGCUCACUCUUAUAAGCGGCUUUUGUGUGGCCACCCUAAAGCAUACAACUGUAGCUGCUCAAAAAUGGCAGCCAGUUGCGUGUGUACAACCGAUGCAAAAGCAACACAUCACCAGAAUUAUCUUUUUGUAUGAACCCCUGUUCUUUCCUGAGGCAGUUAUGUAGGGACCACCUUGUGUGAACUGACCCUAGGCAGUUUUGGACCCAAUGAAUAUUCUGGAUGCACUCGGUGACUUUGACAUUGCCGAAGCAAAGCAGGUGUAAACUUGAUCGAUCAAGUACCAACACCUGACCAAUGAGGAAUUUGUCAGCAAAUGGCAGAAAACCAUGGCUAAAAAGCCACCUCUAUUGGUCUGUCACCCCCAACUGUAUAACCUGGGUUAUGAAGGUGCCCAAAAGAUGUUAAAGCAAAGAUUAUGGGAUAAUGCACACAGUGACUUGCGAUCUCAAUCACACACAGUCUGUAGUCCGCUGGCAGUAGGAGUACAAUAUGGGUGUGUCUUUAAGUUAACAUCUUACAUUAAAAACCUGACAGUACCUAACUGUCGAAGGCUUUUCACCAAAACCAGACUAAACGUCUUUCCUUCUGCAGUGUUGGAUGGCAGGUUGAGAGGAGUUCCCUACCAGGACAGACUUUGCUCGUGUGCUCAAGACAUCGAUUCCAUAAAACAUAUUUUGUUGCACUGUGCAAAAUAUGAGCAAGCCAGGGCUGAACUGAUACUACCCUUGCUGGUACCUUUCCUGGGAAAAUCAGAGGCUCACUAUGUCAGGUUCCUAUUGGAAGACCGGACAAAUGCUAGAACAUUAGCAGUGGCAAAGUUUUUAUCGGUGGUUGCAAGAACCAAUGAUCCCUAUAUUCUGAACAAAAUGCUUGUUUAACCUGGAUGUAGGCUGUAUGAAUUGUGUAUUGCUUUGUAAUGAUUUGUUGGGUCUCUGGACCGUAAUAAAGAUUGAUGAUGAUGAUUGAUCAAGUCAAUAUAUUUGCGGCCUUCGCAUAACUGACAAGAGUUCUUUCCUGGGAUUUGUUUUCAGGUGACGUUCAUAUCCAGAUACAUCUUCUCAGAGGGGGAGAUGUGGCAGUGAAGACAACCUUCAGCCUUCCUCUGAAGCAGUGGCUUCGACUUGAUCUCUCCAUUAGCGGCGGGCAGGUAUCUAUGUCGCCUCAGUUGCCCUCGCGUAGCUGAGUGUGAGGAGAAUAUGUGUAGCAGUUGGAAGCGCCUGUGAAUGGAGAUUCUAAAAUAGCCUUGUCAGAAUUGUAAGGACAAUCAACAUAUUUGCAUGUUCAGGCCCAGAGACCUCCCCCUUAAAUACAUUCACACAUGACUCAAAUUUUAGUUUUGGUUUUUGGCAGAAUUUAGGCCACAACUUUAUUGAUUACAGAGGGUGAGUGGUUGCAUAGGUUCUGGUUCGACUAGCUCCCUGCACCCUUGCAGGCAGCGCUGACCCAGGGCACCAGCAUAGGUCAGCCUAGGGCGAACACCUGGAUAGGCGGAAAGCCGGGAACAGACUACGUUCACCACCCAAAUUUCCCCCUGGACUCAGGCACGGGCACAACCCCCUCACAGGGGUCGACCAAACCAGUUGAGUCCCUGGAUUCCUUUAACGGAAUGCCCUUCACACAGGGAUGGCGAGACCACUCUCCCAUCCCUAUCACCUGAACCAGAGCCUAUCCGCAACCUUACAAGUUGUGACGAUUUGCUACGCGGCAGGCAAAAUCCAAAUGGCACCCACCAAUCAGCCAAGUGGGGAAAAUUCCUGCUGUGCUGGGCUGGUUUGGUGACUGAAGACUGACUUGGCUCUUACACCAAUCUUAUAUUAGGUCUCCCUUCGGCUUUAUGCUGAUGUUUUCAGCCCUUAGGUGCAUCCACCUGACCACUAGGUCCAGUCGUGGCGGACUCUGGGGUUGCAGCGCUCAUCUCGCUUUAUUGGCCGAGGGAGCCGGCGUACAGCUUCCGGGUCAUGUGGCCAGCAUGACUAAGCCGCUUCUGGCGAACCAGAGCAGUGCACGGAAAUGCCGUUUACUUUCCCGCUGGAGCGGUACCUAUUUAUCUACUCGCACUUUGACGUGCUUUCGAACUGCUAGGUUGGCAGGAGCAGGGACCGAUCAACGGGAGCUCACUCCGUCACGGGGAUUCGAACCGCCGACCUUCUGAUCAGCAAGUCCUAGGCUCUGUGGUUUAACCCACAGCGCCACCCGUGUCCAUAUAUAAAGACAGUGAAUUCUUGUGGUUCAGCUGACCAACCUGGCAAGAAUUUGUUGCAUUUUGCAAGCCGUGAUGAAAUAAACCUGUUUUCCAUUGGUUCACAUGUAUGUUUUCAAAACUAAAAUUUAAUUUAUUUUUGUUUUAGAUAGAAAUUACCAGUGUUGGAAAGAAUCUGAAAAUUCAUCGGCAUCAAACUUUUAUGUAAGACUAACUUGCCCUCCAUUCUAACAAGUAGUGUGUAUUCUUUUCUUUCUUUCUUUUUAAAAAAAGAUUAAAAUUUUACAAUCACAUAUCCAAUAUACAACAUAAAGGCAAAAUCUCCUCCUCCCCUUUGUGGGUCCUAUUGUUAAUCAUUUCUUCCCGCCCUGUGGAAUGCCCUCCCAUCAGAUGUCAAGGAAAUGAACAACUAUCUGACUUUCAGAAGACAUCUGAAGGCAGCCCUGUUUAGGGAAGCUUUUAAUGUUUGAAGUUUUAUUCUGUUUUUAAUGCUUUGUUAAAAGCUGCCCAGAGUGGCUGGGGAAACCCAGCCAGGUGGGCAGGGUAUAAAUAAUAAGUUGUUGUUGUUGUUGUUGUUUUUAAUAAUAUUUAUUGAGAUUUCAAAAAAACAAAAAAUACAAAAAUUACACAAAAACAAAAAAUAGAAAAUACAAAAACUUACACACAAUAAGAAAAAGAUACAAAAGUAAAAAAUAAAAAUAUGAGAAAGUAAAAAAUACAGAAGAAAAAUAAUAGUAAAGAAGAAAAAACAUUAGACCUCCUCCUCCUCCCUUCCUUUGUAUUCUAGUUAUUAAUUAUCCCAGCAAAUCCUUUCCAUCUUUCUAUUAUAAAAUAAACCUUAAAAUUUAAAAUUUAGAUCUUAACUUUACCAGCUUCUUAUAUUCAUAAUGUUCUUUCAUAAUUCUUUAAUAGUUAUUAAUUAUCCCAGCAAAUCCUUUCCAUCUUUCUAUUAUAAAAUAAACCUUAAAAUUUAAAAUUUAGAUCUUAACUUUACCAGCUUCUUAUAUUCAUAAUGUUCUUUCAUAAUUCUUUAUACAUCUUUACUAAGGCCAAAUAAUUUCUUCCAACAUUUUUCUAUCAUUCAUUUUUCUAUCAUUCUAACAUUCAUCAACUUUAUAAAACAUUCUAUUAGUUAAAAAAAGACAAAAAAAGAGAAAAAAGCAUAUAAACAAGUCCAAUCUUAAUCCAACGUCCCUUCCUCCUGGUUUCGGGAUUUGUCAGUCCUUAUUCCUCAAUCUAACCCGGUGACCUUAUGUCCGAGGCCCUCAAGUCACUUCCAUGGCCCUUCCGCAGCUUUUCUUCAUAUUUGUGGCUGUAGUCACUUGCUCGUAGUAGCUCCAACUUAAUAGUGUUUUUAACCCUUCUCAUCAGAUCAGAUCCUUUUCCCUGUUCAUCGCUGCAUUCCAUGUAGUAUUUAAGAACAUACUUCAAGGGCCCUCCGAUUUGUGGGCCCCCACAAUUCCAAACAUGUCGCAGCCUGUUACUGUAUUUAAAAGUCCAGAUAUCCCAACAUAGGGGGUCAAUCCAGCCCCCAUUUCCAAACCACACCAAACUUUCCCUUCCCAUAUCUGAUUUUUUCCAAGUUCCAUUAUCAAAUCCGAAGGAUCAAGCUCCUGUUGAGACUGUUCUGUCAAGCCACACUCCUGAUUUAAUGCCACAAACCCCUGUUCUGUCAAAACACACUCCUGGUUUGAGUCCUGGAUAGACUCCACAUAUAUUCCCACAGUUUGAUCAACGCCUUCCACUGCCAGUCUGAGAUUUCCAGUCGACUUGGCCAUCUGGUUCACCUUAUCAUGUAGUUCUUCCAAUAGAAUAUUUGUUUUAUUGAGCAGGCAAACCACAACGUCUGAAAACAUUGUUGCACUCUCCCACGAUUCUUUGUAACAGCUGUCAAGUCCUUGGCAUUAGUUACAGUUUCUAAGGCUCCCCCUAGGAGAAGACUUAUAUUUGUUUCUAAUACAUUUCCAUGUUACUUAAAAUACUUUAUCCAUAUAUAUUCCUUUAAAAUGCGAAAGGGAACAGUAGAGUCACGAAAAUUCUCUUCUUUUAACUAUCUGUCACACACAAAUACCUUGAUUGGUUCACGUCAGUCCUGACUUCCCCGCUCCAGGAUCAGGACGAAAAUAACUUCCUUUUACUGCUUCAAAUAGUCCAAAAAAAAUAUUCCCAAUUUGAAAUGUUGGAAUCCACUCUUUUAAAAGCAAUUUUCAAAGCUCUAGUAUAAGUUGUCUUUGCUUUGUUAUAUUUACAAAAGAACGGAAGGGUGACUUCCUGUUUAGCCCUUACCGCUCCGUACCAAAUUCAAUCGAUUUUUCUUCUUUUUUUUUAUAGUCCAAUUCUGUCCUUUUCACUAGUCUUCAUUUAAUGUCCCAAUUUGUUCAAAUUCUGGGUACUCACGGAUAUUUGUUUUAAAGUCUGAAUUGUCCAGGAAAAAAGGCAGCGCUCUCCGGCAACAGCUACGCGGCUUCACUCCACAAAAGAAGCAGACGACUCGCAGCACAGCGCCUUCACUUCCCCGCUCUGUUCCGGAGCCCGUUGCCGGGCUCCUUUGCAGAUUGGGGGGGCGCAAACAGUGCCCGCCGAGUCCCAGGGUCACAGGCUUCACCCGCCUGUGGUUUGAAGGGUCCCCGCUUGUUGUUGUUGUUGUUGUUGUUGUUAUUACACUGGUCAACAACAAAUUUGUUGUCUGCAUUUUUUCAGCUGAUUUAGGACGAAUCUGAUUCGCUGAAUCCAAAAAUCACAUUGGUUUGCUCAAUCAGAUCAAGUUUUUGAGCUAUAGCCACAUGUCAUUUUUUUAUGUUUUUGUUCACAUAUACGCUUGUGUGGAGCAUUUUAGAAGAAGUUGGUGGAGGUAAAAUGCCAUGUCGAAUAAUUGUUUUGAUUGGAAAUUAUUAUUUUAAUGACAAGAAGUAUUCAGGUCCGAUAGUUCUGGGUGAUUAUGUCGAAAAGGGAUCAGUUUGAAGUCAUAAAACCUCGAAAUCUUCCAUAAAUUGGUGCUCAGCAUUACACGAAGAAGGACUGGCCUGUGCGGGAGGAAUUGGUGCCUUGCAGAAAAAGGAUCAUCAAUGACCCUCUGGUGGACAGAGACAGAACACUCUUCCCACUGCUGCACAUCAAGCUCGGGUUAAUCAAGCAGUUCACCAAGACUCUGGACAAGGAUGGUGACUGCUUCACUUACUUGUGCCAGGCUUUUCCAGGAUUGACCAUGGAGAAGUUGAAAGCUGGCAUCUUUGACAGUCCUCAGAUCCGUCAGCUCAUCAGAGAUCCAGAGUUUGGAAACUCAAUGAACGAAGUGGAACUGGAAGCGUGGGAGGCAUUUGUUCUGGUAGUGAAGAACUUUCUUGGCAACAAUAAGGCCAGAAACUACGCAGAACUUGUCAACAACAUGCUGACUGCUUUCAGAAACCUGGGCUGCAACAUGAGCGUCAAGAUGCACUACCUAUUUUCACAUAUGGACCGGUUUCCUGAGAACCUGGGUUCAGUGAGUGACGAGCAGGGGAGAGAUUCCAUCAGGACAUGAAAGAGAUGGAGACCAGGUAUCAGGGUCGCUGGGACGCAGUCAUGAUGGCUGACUACUGUUGGACUCUGAAGAGAGACCUCCCUGCCGCUGAGCAUUCCUGGAGUUCCAAGAAAUGGAUGUUCAAGCCCUGAAGUUUGAAAAAUGGUGAAGCAACAUGCAAUUUACAUGUACUUACCUUUAUCAAUGCCCACCAUUCAGUUUACAGUAAUCAAUGUUUCUAUCAGGUAAUCAAUAUAUGUUGUUGGAAAAACAUUUUUUUCUCUUAAAAACAUGUUUAGGAUGAUAUGUGUUGACAAGAAUCAGCUGAUAAUGCCACAAAAAUGUAAUCGAUUUUGUCACUAGAUCUGAUUUUUUUCAAAUCAACAUAGCACAAAAACCUGACCUGAUGGAGAGAAACGGAUGCCAUUUCCUGAUUCAGCAGUGCAAAAACACCCUAAAUCAGUUGUAGAAAUCUAGACAACAUUCAAAAAGUAAAAAAUUGUUGCCCAGUGUUAUUAUUAUGGCACCUUUCCAAAUUUCAUUUAAAGAAAAGCUUUGUUGACCGAUGUCAAACUGGAUUUCUCCUCACAAUGCAGGGGUCUUUAGAGAGAACACUCUGCUUGUGUCCCUGUAAGCCUCCAAACCAUCUUGUUUAAAAUAUAUUCCAGACUAUUCCAUGACAGAGUCCUCUGCCUGCCCGGCAAAUCAGAGGUUUUAUUUGCUUCAGAAUGUUUCAAAACCUUGACUUUUCUAGUUUUAGGGAGGAUUUCUAUUUCGAUGACACUUCCGGUUACUUGGCUCUUGGAGGCAGCGGCUAUUCAUCAAGUAUUGAAGGAUACUUUGGUCCAGUGAAAUACUAUCGUCUUAAUGGCCUAGAGACCAGAAAGGUGAGUGAACAGAAGGUAACAAAUAUGUCAAUAUGGAUCUAGAGUUACCUGUGCCUGCCUUUGACAUUCAUUUCCAAGGCAGUACUGUAACUCGGGUGGGCUAUCGGUUAUGAUGUGUAAGGAGUGAGCUCAGAUUCGCUGUUCCUUCCUCCUUGAGACGUUUUUGGCCAGAAUGCAGGACUAUUAACGGCAAAGGCUACUGCUGCAAGGGACGCGGGUGGCGCUGUGGGUUAAACCACAGAGCCUAGGGCUUGCCGAUCAGAAGGUCGGCAGUUCGAAUCCCCGCGACAGGGUGAGCUCCCGUUGCUUGGUCCCUGCUCCUGCCAACCUAGCAGUUUGAAAAGCUGUCAAAGUGCAAGUAGAUAAAUAGGUACCGCUCCGAUGGGAAGGUAAACGGCGUUUCCGUGCGCUGCUCUGGUUCACCAGAAGUGGCUUAGUCAUGCUGGCCACAUGACCCGGAAGCUGUACGCCAGCUCCCUCGGCCAAUAAAGCGAGAUGAGUGCCGCAACCCCAGAGUCGGUCACGACUGGACUUAAUGGUCAGGGGUCCCUUUACCUUUACCUUUACCUUUACUGCUGCAAAGGGCUGUGCCAUUUUCCUUGUCCUGUUAGAAAUCUGUAGGUUUAAAACUUGACUUGACACCAAGCAAUUGAAGGAAAUUUUGCUAAAGCUUCGCCACUCCAGCAAGCACAGAACAGGAAACACCUGACUUAUCUAAAUCCAAUUAAAUCCAAUGCCAACUAGUGUCUAAACCAUAUUGCAACCAAAAGUACAACAACAACAACAACAACAACAAUUUAUUAUUUAUACCCUGCCCAUCUGGCUGGGUUUCCCCAGCCACUCUGGGCGGCUUCCAACAAAAUAUUAAAAUAAAAUAGUCCAUCAACCAUUAAAAGCUUCCCUACAUAGGGCUGCCUUCAGAUGUCUUCUAAAAGUCUGGUAGUUGUUUUUCUCUUUGACACCUGGUGGGAGGGCGUUCCACAGGGCAGGUGCCACUACUGAGAAGGCCCUCUGCCUGGUUCCCUGUAACUUGGCUUCUCGCAGUGAGGGAACUGCCAGAAGGCCCCCAGAGCUGGACCUCAGUGUCCAGACAGAACAAUGGGGGUGGAGACGCUCCUUCAGGUAUACUGGACCGAGGCUGUUUAGGGCUUUAAAGGUCAACACCAACACUUUGAAUUGUGCCCGGAAAUGUACUGGAAGCCAAUGUAGAUCUUUCAAGACCAGUGUUAUGUGGUCUCGGCUGCCGCUCCCAGUCACCAGUCUAGCUGCCGCAUUCUGGAUUAGUUAUAGUUUCUGGGUCACCUUCAAAGGUAGCCCAACAUAGAGCGCAUUGUAGUGGUCCAAGCAAGAGAUAACUAGAGCAUGCACCACUCUGGCGAGACAGUCCGCAGUCAGAUAGGGUCUCAGCCUGCGUACCAGAUGAAGCUGGUAAACAGCUGCCCUGGACACAGAAUUGACCUGUGCCUCCAUGGACAGCUGCAAGUCCAAAAUGACUCCCAGGCUGCGCACCUGGUCCUUCAGGGGUACAAUUACUCCAUUCAGGACCAGGGAGUCCUCCACACCUGCCCACCUCCUGUCCUCCAAAAACAGUACUUCUGUCUUGUCAGGAUUCAACCUCAAUCUGUUAGCCGCCAUCCAUCCUCCAACCGCCUCCAGACACUCACACAGGACCUUCACUGCCUUCACUGGUUCUGAUUUGAAAGAGAGGUAGAGCUGGGUACCAUCCGCAUAUUGAUGAACACCCAGCCCAAACCCCCUGAUGAUCUCUCCCAGCGGCUGCAUGUAGAUGUUAAAAAACAUGGAGGAGAGGACAGAACCCUGAGGCACCCCACAAGUGAGAGCCCAGGGGUCUGAACACUCAUCCCUCCCACCACAUGUUUUAUUUAAAUAAACUAGUUAUAUAUAGAUAUAGAUAUAGAUAUAGAUAUAGAUAUAGAUAUAGAUAUAGAUAUAGAUGAUAUAGAUAUAGAUAUAUAUAGAUAUAUAUAUUUAUGAUAUCAAAGUUAUGAUACUGUUACGAUGGAACCAUGUAAGCUUUUUUUAAAUAAAAAGUUGAUGAACGUUAUAUUAUUCUUAAGUAUACUAAUAAUUUAUUAAAAUAAGAAAAAUAUAUAACUAAAUGACAGAAUCCACACAGACAGUCUAAUGACCAGUUUAGCCACUUGGAUGGAAUAGUUUAUUCCUCUAUGAGCCCAGCCUUGGCUGGGGAGGGCAGGGUAUAAGUAAAAAUUAUUAUUAUUAUUAUUAUUAUUAUUAUUAUUAUUAUGUGAGAACUUUAUCAGGAAGUUUUUUUGAAGCUUGCAUGAAUAUGUGGCAAUAACAUCCCAUUAGCAUUUAUAUUAAAAAUGUCUAUCAAGCAUACUUUAUACCCCUUUCAGGUGGAUAGGGAGAAUCUCGUCAUCUAUAAUAAAGUGUUCAAAAUAGGCAAUUUGUCUGUAUUACGCCGAUCUGCAAACGUCUGUGGUCACUUGCCUGUGUUCUGCAGUAGGAAUAAAAAAUAGCGUUCCUGCAUUUUAGCAAUUUCUUAAAAUAUAUGCAACGGUUUUAUAGGAAACGCAUACGAUUACUACUCUUCCCCUCACCCACAGAUUUCUAACCCUUUCUACAAAGAAGACAUUUUGGAAAGAAUUGACCUUUACUAUCAAAAAUGUUUUGCUGUCCAGAGCACAUCGCCCAGGCAUGGAUUUGUGCAGAAACACAAAGAGCAAAAAUGCAAGUAGCGAGACCAGAACUUGGCAUCAUGUAGGGUUACAGGAUCUCCUAUCAUUUGUUUGUUUGUUUAAUUUAAAAGAAGCUGUGAGGAUAAGGCAAUUGAGGCCAAAUAUGUGGAACUAAAGGUAUUCCUUCUCUGCUCAAUGUUGAUUGAAAUAGAUAUUUGUUUACUCAUUAAGCAUCUUUAUGCCUCAAAUAUAUAUCUAUUCUGUGCAACUUUUGCUGUCAUUGUUUCUGAAUCUCGAGAAUCAUAUUUUGCUAAUGGUACCGAGAGCUCACUGUUAGAGGUCUUUGAAUUCCCGCACGGAAAGAAGGAAUAAUCUGUAAGCCAGUUUAGUGCUGCAAUCCUAAAUACACUGAGUAGGGAGUAAAUUCUAUUUACUUCAGUAGGGCUUAACACUGGGAGAUGUUUAUGUCAUGGAAUUCUACUCAAUAUUGCUCCAGAGCAGAUUCCAAUGUAUAGUUAGCAGAGUAAAAACUUAAACAUGUUACAGGAUUCCCCAAAAAUAGACCAGAGGCAAUUUCAUUUCGUCCAGCAGAGCUUUGCCUUAAUUAAAUCUUUAAGGCAGAUCUUUAAGGCAGCCCUGUUCAGGGAAGUUUUUAAUCUGUGAUAUUUUACUGUAUUUUUGGUUUCUAUGGAAGCCGCCCAGAGUGGCUGGGGAAACCCAGCCAGAUGGGCGGGGUACAAAUAAUAAAUUAUUAUUAUUAUUAUUAUUAUUAUUAUUAUUAUUAUUAUUACUGCUACUGAAGGCAAAUGAGCAUAAUGGUCACAAAUCCAAUACGUUCAGGAUUGGCACUGUCCAUAAGAAAUCCAGUUGCAGCAGACUUAACUUAAACUUACAAUAACUCAUAAUAAGUCUAAACCUUAACACUAUAGUGUACUAUGUACAGAACACCACACCAGAAGGAAAAGAGAUAGAAAGAGAAAAGUGAAACCAAGGCUCCUUCUGGCCUCUUAUUAUAGUCAGCAUGACCUUGACAAAAAGAGAUAACAGAGUCUGUUUAAGCCAGCUGUACUCAGCUUCUCAGGACGCGAGUGGCGCUGUGGGUUAAACCACAGAGCCUAGGACUUGCCAUUCAGAAGGUCGGCGGUUUGAAUCCCUGCGAUGGGGUGAGCUCCAGUUGCUUGGUCCCAGCUCCUGCCAACCUAGCAGUUUAAAAGCACGUCAAAGUGCAAGUAGAUAAAUAGGUACCACUCCGGCGGGAAGGUAAACGGCGUUUCCGUGCACUGCUCUGGUUCGCCAGAAACGGCUUAGUCAUUAAAGCGAUUAAAGCGAGAUGAGCGCCGCAACCCCAGAGUCGGCCACGACUGGACCUAAUGGUCAGGGGUCCCUUUACCUUUUUACUCAGCUUCUCUGAAGGUAUAACCCAAACACCAUGAACCUUCUGCUUGUUUCUUUCACACAGAGAAACUUCCAGAACCCUCUUUAACUGAAUUAGAAUCAGAAAGAUCUCUACACAUAAGAUUAAUCCUUUCUGCACUAAGAAAUGCAAACUGACAGUUUAGGAUCAUGCUGCAUGUCUUUGGUGUAGUUGUAUCAACAGUCUUAGGUUCAGGCACUUUAAAAUCGACCCAGGGGAACACAAUCUAAAACCAAAAUCAAGUGAUUUUGUGACGGCAUUAAGUAAUUCUGAAGUGGGAAGGUGGACACCUAUAUGUGAGAAGUUUCACAGAUACAGCUAGGAUAAUAAUAAUAAUAAUAAUAAUAAUAAUAAUAAUAAUUUAUUAUUUAUACCCCGCCCAUCUGGCUGGGCUUCCCCAGCCAUUCUGGGCGGCUUCCAAAAAAAUAUUAAAAUACUGUAAUACAUCAAACAUUAAAAGCUUCCCUAAACAGGGCUGCCUUCAGAUGACUCGCUUUCAUUUUCUCCAGGCCUUUAUGAAAACUACUAUCUGGAAAUGAUCAAUAAAUAUGGAGGACGCCCCAAGGAUGCAGCCUUCAGCUGGAGACAAGAACUUUUGGAGAAAUACUACAACAUGUUUAAACAGUUGCAAGAGACAGGUCUACAGUUAUCAGGAGGUAAUUGGAGAUUUUACAUCUUUCCUUUUCUUUAUCAAUCACUUAACUUUUGCAAGAAACAUGUGGCUUUUCAGCUUUUUCCUCUUUUGUUUUUGCCGUGAUCUUAGAGACUGCUGGUUCUCCUUGGACCACAUUUUAACAAACAAUUGUGUUAGGAAUAAGGUUCUGCUCUUACGCUCUCCAUUGUGGCAUACCAGCCCCCAGGGUUGUAUAUUAGUGGCACAGGGAGAAAAUCACAUCAGAUGCCAGACCCAAAGAGAUAUCUUUGGCUCCUUCCACACUUUGUGGGGAUUUCUGAUACAUUAAGGUAGAUACUAGUGUUAUGUACUGAAGUUCUCACCCUGGGCCAGCAGGGGGAUACUGUAGAUAGUUUUCACUCAGGUCCACAUAUGCAAACAAGGGAUUGAGAGUGACGUUCAGUGAUUGGAUAGUUACAGAAAAUGGUUACUGUUGCGUUCUAGUGGAGCUCUAUAUAAGCAGGCUGGCUGAACCCUUCAGUUCAGUACUGCUCUUGCCUGUGAAUAAACAAGAGCUGUUUGAAGAAUCGCUGUGUCGUCUGAUAUGUUCACCCACAACUUAACAAGUAGUAUGUGCCCUUUGUGGAAUGCGAGUGCAGUUUCAUUUCUGUCACCACAAAGAAAAUGAAUGCCCUGCAAUAAAUAGCAAGGACUAAAUUUGUUUUGGACAACAGAUUCACUCCCCUUCCCCUGUAAAAAUUGCCGUCCUUUUGCACUAAGAAAAGCGAUAAUAAAUUACACUGGAAAGUGAAGGAUAACUGCCACAUGACUGGGAUGCUAUAUGUAUAACCUCUGUGAAUCUGUGAAAGUGAUGGCACAAUAUACAUGUUACUGUUGGGAAUCAAGCCUUUAUCAGGAGAAACUGGCCACUCUCCAGGCACCCGGCUUGAUCUCCUGUUGACCUCCCUGUCUGCAUUCUCCAGCAGGAUCCAGGCUAGGUCGCGAUAGGCGAUCCUCCUCAGAGUGAGAAGAACACACCCCCUCUUUCCUGCCCCCCCAGGGCAGGGGAAAGAGAUAGACAGAAACGUAUUUACAUUCCUUUAUUUCUGUCUUUGCAGCGUUACAAAAUCAUGUCUGCUCUCUUCAAGCUUCAGCAGUCGAGAGACAAACUCCUCCUGUACUUCCUGUACAGCUCAUAUUACACUCUGAGCUAAUUCCGGUGCCCUCUGCACUGUGAAUUGACUGUCCCUCUGUUUCCCACGGAACAGUCCCAACAUUCCCAUUAUGUUUUGCUUUCAAGCUACCAGCUCGCGGCCGCAUUGCUUCUAUAUCGUGACAUACUCCCCCAUAUGAAUCAAUGUGCGCUGCGAGCAAAGCGUGAUCCAGAGAAGAAAACAAACAGUUGUUAUACAUAUAACACUCCCCUGUUGUUUCAGUUCCAUCCUUGGAACUACCCGCCACUGGUUUCCCCAGUGUACCUCUCUGGUUGUCUGUCUUCCAAGGAAUGAGUGCAUCUGCAUUACCUUGGCUAGGGAAUGUAGUGUUAUGCUUAGCAACUCUCUGUUGUGUCUUUGUUUCUGACAUAGACACAGCUUCAACCUGUCUUGAGUUGUCAACAAUAGUAACACAUGCUACAGCUGAGUUAGCAAACUCUUUUGAAUACCUCUUGGGUGGUACACCCUUUGUAACUCUCUCAGACCUGCGUAUGAGGUGCUGAUCCUCUCUGCUCACUGGUUCAGUCUCAGGACUCUUUGGAGAACCAGUUCCAAUAGUAAACAGUGGUUCAUCCUUCACCUGUGAAGGUCUUUCCAUUGUGUGAGAUUUCCUCUCAAUGACUGUGUCAACUGAGCUCUUUGAGCUACCACUGUCACUCUCAGUACCACUGUAAUCAGUAAAAUCAUCAUCAUCAUCUGAAUCGUCCUCAGUGGGAAAUGUGUGAACAAUUACUCUCUCCUGUUCAGGAGCACUCUCUAGAGAACCACCUGACCAGAUUCAGACAAAAUUACUCUGUAGAGACCCUUUUCAUAACCCACAAAAAUGCCUCUAGCAUUCUUUACUCCACCUGGAGCUUCAGUCUUCACAUGAGAUCCAAAACCUUAAAAUGGGCAACAGAAGGUUUUCUGUGGAAUAGCUUUUCAAAAGGAGAAUAUCCUAAACCUUUUGAAACUUUUCUCACCCAACUGUAACAAAAACACAUUAACGAUUCCGCCCAAUACUCAUGUGGCAAAUGUGAACUCAGCAAUUGCGCCUUCAUGCCAUUUUGCAAUUCUUUGUUCACUUGCACACAGACACUUUUGUUCCAUGCAUCUGCUGAAACAGCAGUCUUGUGCCUUAUCCCUUUCUUGUCCAGGAAAUCCUGAAAAUCCUGUAAAAGAAAAACUGGCUUUUCAUCUGUGAAAAGACAAUCAAUGUUAGCAUUAUGAACAUCCUUAACCUUGUCACAAAACUCUUUAAACCUUUCUAAGGCUUCUUGUGGUUUCUGCAAUAUAUAUACCCACACAUAAUGAGAGAAAUAAUCCACACACACAAGAUAAUAUCUUGCAUUGCCUCUAGACGGUGCUAGAGGACCAAUCACAUCAGCAUACACUCGCUGAAAAGCUUUGGUUACUUGCGUCGUCUUCUGGACGUUUUUCGACACACCUGCGAGAGAAAUCAUGUUAGACACAGAUGCAUUACAACUUAUGCAAUCACUUUGAUCAAAAGUCAACAAAUACAGUCCAUCUUUCUCUCUGGCAGAAAGAUACAGCUCUCCAUCUUUGAAGAUUUUGCAGCUUUCUCUAUCAUAGGACAAAGUCAGUCCUUUCUUUGUGAUCUGCGAAACACUCAGCAGAUUGAACUUUAAAUGAGGAACCAAAUACACAUUGUUUAUAGUCAAGUUCAGACUCUCAAGAUACACAGUUCCAAACCCGGUCGCUUCCAGCUCCUGACCGUUGGCUUGUUUCACAGUGUUUUGCUUUCAAGCUACCAGUUCGUGGCCGCAUUGCUUCUAUAUCGUAACAGUUACAGCAUUAUUGCAGUGGCGUAGCGUGGGGGGUGCAGGGGGGGCCGGCCGCACCGGGCGCAACAUCUGGGGGGGGCGCUCGCACUCGCAGCUCUCUGCCCCUACCUGGCUCACUCACUCUCUCUCACUGCAGUGCUGGCUGUGCGAAUCUGAUCCGAGCCGCUGGGUCACCGCCCACUGUGGAGGGGGUGGGUGCCAGGCGUGCGGUGCGGAGAGAGAGCGAGGGACUAUCUGGGGGAGGGACAGUGCAGCGGCCGCCCAGCGCAGCGCUGAGCGCGGGAGAGAACCACACCAGACCAGCCCAGGCAGCAGCAAGAAGAAGCUGGCAGCGGCGGCAGGUUAGAGGUUAGGGGGCGCAAAUUACUUGCCUUGCCCCGGGUGCUGACAACCCACGCUACGCCGCUGCAUUAUUGGUGUGUCUUGCAACCCCCUCACCCCCUUAUAGUAACUUUGGAUUAGGCACCAAAUCUACUUAAUAGUAAGCGUGUGGGAAAUUAAAGCUACCUAAUCAGAACCUGCUUGUUUUCACAGCCAGUAGUUUAAUUGAACAUUUAUAUCUUAUGAUUUUAGCACCUGAAGGCCAAAAGGACGCCAUUUUAGAAAUUGGGCGCAGCUUAUUUGAGACGGCGGCUCAAAAUCUUUCCAGAGCUGAUGGCCUACGUUAUAUAAACUCUUCUGUCUCGUCCCUGAUGGAUUCCAGCUGCUGUGGAGAUCACAGAGCGUCCUAUGCUCUUGGCGUGAUCUUUGAAAUAGGAUUGGGCAGGCCUGCAGACCCAGCUCAGGUGAGAAUUCGGAUGGCUCACAUUUGCCUAAGAACAGCUUGAGAAUUAGCAAUAGUUGCUAUUUCAUCUCCCAAGUCCCACUUUUAGGCUGGAGACAGUUUUUUCAGAGUCAAAGGUGGUGUUUCCACACUUCCACCUUUCACCUCUGAUCGACACGCUUGGCAUCUUUUUCUAUUUGUGAUGUUCUCCGCAAGACAAGUGUGUUCUGGGUCCCCUUUUCUUCCAGAGAGUAGGACUAGGAGUCACUUUGGUCUCUGUUCUUCGACUCAAAAUCAGCAUAGGGCAGGACUGAGGACAGCCUAUCCCUCUCAGCUCCCUCUUACAAACACACUGACUAUUCUUACAAUCUUGUUCUGAUACUCCUUUCUCUCUCUCUCUCUCUCUCUCUCUGUCUGUCUCUCUCUCUGUGUGUAUGUGUGUGUCAAAAGAAGACAGAGAGACAAAGGAAUGUUUAUUUAUACAUUGGGAAGCAAAGGUUCUGCUAUAUCCCUUUCAGCUCUCUUGAAAAACCAUUACUUCAUUUGCCCCUUACUGGCCUUAUUACUUUACAUAACUGUAAGCAGAGCAGGCACAAGACAAUGUGCCACCUGAGACCACAUCUCCGCUUGCUCCCUGCUGCCACUGCCACCUCACUUCCUCCUCCUUUCCUGCUUCAACAGCAUGGUAAGGUAAAAGGUGAAGGACCCCUGGACAGUUGAGUCCAGUCAAAGGCGACUAUGGGCUUGCAGCGCUCAUCUCACUGUCAGGCUGAGGGAGCCGGUGUUUGUCCACAGACAGCUUUCUGGGUCAUGUGGCCAGCAUGACUAAACCGUUUCUGGUACAGUGGUACCUCAGGUUAAGUACUUAAUUAGUUCCGGAGGUCCGUACUUAACCUGAAACUGUUCUUAACCUGAAGCACCACUUUAGCUAAUGGGGCCUCCUGCUGCUGCCGCGCCGCUGGAGCACGAUUUCUGUUCUCAUCCUGAAGCAAAGUUCUUAACUUGAAGCACUAUUUCUGGGUUAGCGGAGUCUGUAACCUGAAGCGUAUGUAACCUGAAGCAUAUGUAACCCGAGGUACCACUGUACAACAGAACACUGCGAUAGAAACCAGCGCACAUGGAAAUGCUGUUUACCUUCCCACCACAGUGGUACCUAUUUAUCUACUUGCACUGGUGCGCUUUCAAACUGCUAGGUUGGCAGGAGCUGGGACAGAGCAACGGGAGCUCACCCCAUCGCAUGGAUUCGAACCGCCAACCUUCUGAUCUGCAAGCCCAAGAGGCUCAGUGGUUUAGACCACAGCGCCACCCGUGUGACAGCAUGGCCACUCUGGGCCUCAUUCUGAGGAGACACCUAGCCUUUCUCAGAACAAAGCAUUGCAGGUGAGAUCAUCCAGAGAGGGCCUGUGCCACUGCCGCCUGCGCAAACGGCAGCGUGUUGCUUUUUGAAGUCAGCUGGAAAGUUUUGCGCUAACCUCAAACGAGAAUCUCCUGCUCUCGCAGCAGAGGAAAGCAGCGUGAGAGCUCCUUGGGGGAUCUGGCCCAGAAGGACCCCUUCCUCAGGAUGAGGCAUGGUAUAAAGGGAAGUUCUCUUUCUGCACAUAACUGUGGCAUUAUGGGAGAAGUAUUGCUUCUUUUCUCUUGCAUUCUGGGAAGUCUCACUUAUAAUCUUUUCUCUGCUUCUGCACACACUGUACAAACCUGUUCUAAACACCAAGACAUUCCCUCAUUCCUCAGUUCAUUUUAAGUUCAUGAACAAACAAUAUGAUCUGUUCUUAAUGCAUAGCUGACCACAUCUACGGAACUCGAUUAUUAUAUUCUUUCAUGUUAUGAUCAAUCAUUAGUAAUUGUUUUAGUCAUGCUAUAUCAAUCUUUAGUUAUAAUUUAAUUAGGAGGUUUUAUGCCUGUCUAGUUCCAGCUCCGUUUCCCAGCCUUUAAUCUAUCGGUGAUUAAUGUUAUAUGUAAUUCCCGCCUUGUACUUAUGUUAACCAAUCAGCAACAAGUUGCUUUGUGUUUGUAUCAACCAAUCAGCCACAAGCACACCUGUGGCAAUGUUUGUAAUAUUCAAUAAAAGAGAGUUCCCGGGGCUUGCCCCAGGAGACGCCUCUCAUAUGACACCUGUCACUCGUCUGUCGUGAAUUCAUUCCAACAAUGGUGUGCCGGCAUCGCUGCUACUUCGUUGGUGGGCAGCGGGUGGGUGGCAAAGAGGGAGGCACAGUGGCAGUCGUGGCAGUCAUCAGCCACAAGGGUGGCAGCAGGCCCUCUUGCUAAUGCAGUGUUUCUCAAACCUGCGUCCCCCAGCUGUUGUUGGACUACAACUCCCCUUAUCCCUAGCUAGUAGGACCAGUGGUCAGGGAUGAUGGGAGUUGUAGUCCAACGUUUUGAGAAAUACUGAUAAUGGAAGGGGGUGUUCGCAACCCACCUAGUCUUCCUCAUCUUCAUCUGAGGCAGAAAGUCCUGGCAGGGCCAGGAUCAUAGCUGUCAACUUUCCCUUUUUUUGCGGGACGGGGAAUUCCCUUAUUCCAGCGCCGUUUCCCGCUGCUAUCCCGGAUUGUUAGAUAUCCCGUAGACUAUCCCGUAGACAGGUGAGGCUGCUGAUCCCUUAUUUUCGAGGCUGCUGAUCCCUUAUUUUCAAAUCUGAAAGUUGACAGCUAUGGCCAGGAUUGCAAAAACCCCUCAGAGCUUACAGUUGCUGUUCUACGCUUGCUGCUAUUUACAGUCAUACCUCAUGUUACGUCCGCUUCAUGUUACGUUCUUUCAGGUUACGUCCCGCGGCGACCCGGAAGUACCGGAAAGGGUUACUUCCGGGUUUCGCCGCUCGCGCAUGCACAGAAGCGCAAAAUGACAUCAUGCGCAGAAGCGGUGAAUCGCAACCCGCGCAUGCGCAGACGUGCCGCUGCGGGUUGCGUUCUUUUCAUGUUGCGAACGGGACUCCAGAAGGGAUCCCGUUCACAUCCAGAGGUACCACUGUACUGAACUUAAUCUAUGGUUCGCAAUGUAGAUACUCUCAUUUCUCUGGGGUUUUUCUAUUGGCCACGAUUAAAUUUACGCUCCUCUCUUUUAAUUUUUGCCAGGGGCUUCUGUACAGUUUGGUUGCAGCUCAGGGCGGUGAUAGGCUGGCCUUGAUGAGCCUCGGAUAUAAGCAUUACCAAGCCAUUAAUGGUUACCCACGAGAUCUGGAAUUGUCAUAUGCUUAUUAUAGUGAUGUCGCCUUAAAGACGCCACGUGAUCAACACGUUUCCGAAGGAGACCAGGUAAAAAGAAACGUGCAGUUGAGAUUUGAUCCCCGUCUUUCUGAUAAUGGAAUGUUUCCAAAUACAUUACUGGGAAAUUUUCUGUCAAAUCACUGUAGUGAAUAACCCUCCUGACUGAAAUCUGAAGUGACAAUGCCUUUUUUAAAAAAAGUUUUUAUUUAUACUUUUCAAAUUUAUACACUUCAAUAAUUUUACAAUCAUUUUAACAUUUCAAAGUUUGACUUCCUUCCCCCUCUUUCUGCGGUUCCUUAAAUUUAUUUCUUAAUAUCUUCUGCUUAUCCAAAUUCAUCUAUUUUAAAUAUAAACUCUUAUGAAACUGCAGGUUAUUACAAUAAUCCUGCCAAUGUUUUUAUCUGCAAUCUGUAAAUAUUCAACAAGCCAUUUUCAUUCUUUUAUAAAAAGUUUGUUAUCUUGAUUUCUUAUUCUUCCGGUAAGUUUUGCCAUUCCUGCAUAUUCCGUAAGUUUUUGUAUCCAUUCUUACUUUGCUGGGACUUCUGCUUCUUUCCAUUUUGGGGCAAGUAGAAUUCUUGCAGUUGUAGUAAAAAAAGGUAAAGGACCCUGACCGUUAAGUCCAGUCGCGGAUGAUUCUGGGGUUGCAGCGCUCAUCUUGCUUUACUGGCUGAGGAAGCCAAUGUUUGUCCACAGACAGCUUUUCCGGGUCAUGUGGCCAGCAUGACUAAGCUGCUUCUGGUGAACCAAAGCAGCGCAGGGAAACGCUGUUUACCUUCUCGCCGGAGUGGUCCCUAUUUAUCUACUUGCACUUUGACGUGCUUUUGAACUUCUAGGUGGGCAGGAGCUGGGACCGAGCAACGGGAGCUCACUCCGUCGCGGGGAUUUGAAACGCUGACCUUCCGAUCAGCAAGCCCUAGGCUCAGUGGUUUAGACCACAGUGCCACCCGCGUCCCAUACUGCUGUAAUAGCAUACAUAAAUAAAUUUCUAUAAAAUUUAGGUAGUUCUGUCCCUAUAAUUCCCGAAAGAAAGUGAUGAUGUUGAUGUUUUAAUCAGUUUUGUGGAGAGGCAGACAAAAAACCCUCUUGUGAGGAGCAGCCAUCUUACUAGCUCCAAACCCUGCUCUGGUGGGAGACGUCAGGGAAUAGCUUUGGUGCUUUCUGCAUGUAACACAUUGCUCUUGGGUGGAUGCCAUUUUUAAUCAAUAUGGCAGAUCAAAAAGUGACUUUGGUGUGACUUUCGCAAAAAAUCUUUUGCAUUGGUUCAGCUGCCUCUCAAUAUUUUGUCACUGCACUUCGCAUGGGGGUUCCUAAGGUGGAGGGGCAUACUUUGUGGCCAUUCAGACACUGGGUGCCAUUUUGAAUCAAGAUGGCAGACCCAAAUGUCACUUUGACAGUUUGUCUUGCCAUUCCAUUUUGGUUGGCACAAUUUCUUUUUUCCAGUUUUUAGCAAUUAGGAUCCUUGCUGGAAAAAAGAAAUUGUGCCAACAAAAAAGGAAUGGCAAGACAAACUGUUAAAGUAUAUUGAACUGGCUAGAUUAACAGAGGCAGUCAGAGAUCAUACUAGACAAGAAUUUCAAAAAGCAUGGGGAAAAUGCAGAGAAUACUUCACAAAACAGUGCCCUAAAAUUCAUACCUGGACUUGUUUCGAUUAAUGUCUGCAGGAGACUUUGUGGAUAUUUACGUUAUAAUUAGAAAAAUCUUAAUAAUUAUUCAUAAAGGAAACAGCUUAUAAGAAGUAAAUAAGGAUUCCAGAAACAGGAUAAAGGAACUCUUUUAUUUGGUUGUUUGUAUUGUUGUAUAUUAUGCUUGUUGUUUGUUAUGUUUGUGUCUGAUGGGGGUGGAUUUCUGUGUUGGGGGUGGGGAUUGUGUUAUGUUGUAAAUAAAAUUUCCAAUUAAAAUUUAUUUAAAACAACAACGAAAAACGUCACUUUGACAUGACACCGCUUUUUUGACAUAGCUUUGGCCCCCUCUCAAUAUAUCAUUGCCCUAUUUGACAAGAGGAAUCCUUAUUGGGGAUAGGGGCAGUCUACAUGGAUACAUGGGUGUUGGGGUACAUUUUGAAUCAAGAUGGCAGAGCCAAUAGUAGUCCAUUUUCUUUGGCCUUCCUUAGCGCUGACUGACUCAAAGGCAAACUGUCAAGAGUUCCAAGUGCAAGAAUGGAGCAGAGCACUUAGACAGCACCUAACAUUUUCAGUGUUAUGAAUGAGAUCUCCUCUUCCCCUCUCGCCAUUUGUCUGUUUAAUGUUUUCUUUCUUUCCUAGGCGUUUGUUGAAACCAUCAGGCUCCGGGACGAAGAGUUGUUGAAAGCUCAAACGAAAGAAAAUGGCGACAUCUUCAUGUGGUUGAAGCACGAAGCGACAAGAGGAAACGCAGCUGCGCAGGUGGAGUUUUUGCUAGUAGACCUGAAAAAUCGUCCUUUCUCUAGAAACUGAACUGAAGGGCAACUUCUUCUCACUUGGUUAAAAUCAAGCUUGCGGCAUGCAAAGCCGAGUGCUCAACCCACAACAGCUGGCAGGGAUGCAUGGUUCCACGCUGUAUGCCAAACCGCACUGAAGGGGAUUCAGAUAUACACAGUUCCCAUCACUGCGGGUGGCGCUGUGAGUAAAACCUCAGCGCCUAGGACUUGCCGAUCGCAUGGUCGGCAGUUCGAAUCCCCGCGGCGGGGUGAGCUCCCGUCGUUCGGUCCCAGCUCCUGCCCACCUAGCAGUUCGAAAGCACCCUUAAGUGCAAGUCGAUAAAUAGGUACCGCUUUAUAGCGGGAAGGUAAACGGCAUUUCCAUGUGCUGCGCUGGUGCUGGCUCGCCAGAGCAGCUUCGUCACGCUGGCCACGUGACCCGGAAGUGUCUGCAGACAGCGCUGGCUCCCGGCCUCUUGAGCGAGAUGAGCGCACUACCCUAGAGUCGGACACGACUGGCCCGUAUGGGCAGGGGUACCUUUACCUUUACCACCACUGCAAGAUACAGAGGUGCCUCGCAAGAUGAAAUUAAUCCGUUCCGCGAGUCUCUUCGUCUUGCGAUUUUUUCAUCUUACGAAGCACGGCUAUUAGCGGCUUAGCGGCUAUUAACGGCUUAGCGGCUUAGCGGCUUUAAGAAAAAGGAAACAAACUCACAAGAACUCGCAAGACGUUUCGUCUUGCAAAGCAAGCCCAUAGGGAAAUUCGUCUUGCGGAACGACUCAAAAAACGGAAAACUCUUUCGUCUUGUGCGUUUUUCGUCUUAUGAGGCAUUCGUCUUGCGAGUUACCACUGUAAUGUGAUGAGCCUGUCAAAACAGCCCACCACAGAGCCAGUGUGGUGUAGUGGUUAAGAGCGGUAGACUCGUAAUCUGGUGAACCGGGUUCACGUCUCCGCUCCUCCACAUGCAGCUGCUGGGUGACCUUGAGCCAGUCACACUUCUUUGAAGUCUCUCAGCCCCACUCACCUCACAGAGUGUUUGUUGUGGGGGAGGAAGGGAAAGGAGAUUGUUAGCCGCUUUGAGAUUCCUUCGGGUAGUGAUAAAGCGGGAUAUCAAAUCCAAACUCCUCCUCCUCUUCUUCUUCUUCUUCUGCUUCUUCUUCUUCUUCUUCUUCUCCUCCUCCUCCUCCUCCUCCUCCUCCUCCUCCUCCUCUCCUCAUUUGUCUGCUUAGCUAUAUUUUUUAGAUUACCAUAUUUUUCACUCCAUAAGACACACCUGACCAUAAGACGCACCUAGUUUUUAGAGGAGGAAAACAAGGGGAAAAAAUUCUGAAUGAAACAGUGGAUGUAUCAUUUUUGUGGUUCAUGGUGUGGCCACAGACAUGUGAUUUGAUGGUGAGUUUGGGGUAGCCCAAUGCAAAAAUCCUGAGAAUCCAUGUGGACCCGUCCUUUGUAACCACGUUUUUGCGCCAUUGCGGCCCCAGGCAACAAUGGGUGCGUGAUUUUUUUGGUGCAGGCUGUAGCCAUAGACAUGCUAUGUGAUCUGAUGGUAAACUUGGGGUGACCCAAUACAAAAAUCCUGAGGAUCCAUGUGCUUUAAAGGAGCCAACCGGACAGGAGCCGCUUACAGCCGUGUAUACAGCUCCUCUCCCGCUUUGCUACUUCAAAGCGAGCCACGGAGGAGGGAAGGAAGGGGAACUAUGGAUCCUCUGCUGCCGACUGCAGCAGGACCCUCCUGUCAUCCAUAGGCAUUCGCUCCAUAAAACAGACAUUUCCCCUUACCUUUUAGGAGGAAAAAAGUGUGUCUUAUGGAGCAAAAAUACAGCAUUUUAUUUUAUUUUUUAAUGUAUCUGUUUAUUUGGUUUUACAUGUUAAAAUUUACACCCAUACCACAACACCUUCCACAAAUACAAGACUCCCACAAAUCCCUGGACUUCCCUCCUCCCCUCCGUGGGUCCUGUUUUAAAACGUUUUCUGCUACAUCUUUUAUAGUAAUCCAAAUUAUUAUGUUUCCAUUACAUCUAUAGUUCUUGUUACAUCACAAGUGUUAUUGCAAUCCCACUUAAAACAGGUUUUAACUGUUUACAAUGGUCUCCAAGAUAAGUUAUAAAUUUUGCCCAUUCCUUAUUAAAGAUUUGAUCUUCCUGAUUUCUGAUUUUCCCAGUCAUUUUUGCCAUGUCAGCAUAGUCCAUCAACUUGAUCUGCCAUUCUUGUCUGGUAGGGAAUUUUUAGAUUACUUUAAGCACCACCCUUGGACUUACGAAAACUGGCAUAGAUUCGCAAAAUUCUGAAAUGGAUCUUGACAAGUACACACCUGAGAUUUACGAACAUCUUUCCUUUUGUUUCAGCAACGUUUAGGACAGAUGCUUUUCUGGGGCCAGCAAGGAGUGGGGAAAAACACCAAAGCAGCUGUCGAGUGGUAUGCAAAGGGAGCCUUGGAGACAGGAGACCUUGUAUCUCUCUAUGAUUAUUCCAUCGUGUUAUUCAAGGUAAAAUAGAGAAACUGCUGCUUUUGUUACAGAACGUGACAGCAUUUCAGAGAAGCAUUCUUUGCAAACCUUACAUAAUCAAAAUAAACAUUCCAGUGUGAAAUGAGUGAUUUCCACCACUGAAAUAUGCUCGGAGUCGAGAGUGGAUUUCAUACUCUUUAUUCAGCUCAUAGCGGUGAGGAGGAAUGGAAGUUCCCCCAGAAUAUCUGCUUUAUAUACAUUAUUUACACAAUGGGCCCCACGUGAUUGGCUAAUUCCGGGAUUCUCCCGUAAGCCAAUCAGGUUGCCGAUUCACUUCCACCUGGAGCUGGAUUGGGUGGAUCCUGCAGACCAAUCAUACUGCUGCAUUGUUCUAGGACCAAUCAGACUGCUGCAUUCUGGGUCCUGUUGUUCUAGGACCAAUCAGACUGCUGCAUUUUGGAUCCUAUUCAACUGAGUACAUAACAACCACCAAGUCAGCAAUCCAGCCGAACCCCUUGAUUUAUUUCUUCAGCUCAUAAAUACCAAGUAGCCUUCCCCUGGUACCCACCCACUUCCACCACAAGGUGGUCCUGUCUGCCCCCAUCCCCUUGAAAAGUGCAUAGAGCUGGGAUGCGGGUGGCUCUGUAGUCUAAACCACUGAGCCUCUUGGGCUUGCCAAUCAGACGGUUGGUCGUUCGAAUCCCCAUGACGGGGUGAGCUUCCGUUGCUCGGUCCCUCUCCUGCCAACCUAGCAGUUCGAAAGCAUGUCAAAGUGCAAGUAGAUAAAUAGGUACCACUGCGGCGGAAAGGUAAACGGUGUUUCCGUGCACUCUGGCACCCCUCACGGUGUCCCGUUGCACCAGAAGCAGUUUAGUCCUGCUGGCCACAUGACCCGGAAAGCUGUCUGUGGACAAACGGCGGCUCCCUCAGCCUGAAAGCGAGAUGAGUGCCGCAAACCCAUACAGUGGUACCUCGGGUUACAUACGCUUCAGGUUACAGACUCCGCUAACCCAGAAAUAGUGCUUCAGGUUAAGAACUUUGCUUCAGGAUAAGAACAGAAAUCGUGCUCCGGCGGUGCGGCAGCAGCAGGAGGCCCCAUUAGCUAAAGUGGUGCUUCAGGUUAAGAAUAGUUUCAGGUUAAGAACGGACCUCUGGAACGAAUUAAGUACUUAACCCAAGGUACCACUGUAGUUGCCUUUGACUGGACGCAACCGUCCAGGGGUCCUUUGCCUUUUGCAUAGAGCUGGAGGAGGAAGCGAAAAGAGCAAUGCUGGAAAUGGUCAUUUCAGGAACAAUCUCUGCCCUUCUUAUUCUGCAACUUCUCUGCAGUCUCCGUUAUCAAGCCUUUCACGGCUUUGCCAUCAAAUGUCCUGACUUCUUCCUUAGCCAGUUUCCUGAUUUAUUUAAACAAUCCUUUUAUUGCUGGCUUUAAUCCCCCCCUUUUUUUUUGCAUCUUGUAUUGGGUGCAUUUUUGCUUUCCCUGUUUGGCCAAACUUCCAUUUAACAGAACUUGCCUCUGUGUGGAAUUACCCAUUGGUACACAUUAAUAUCCAGGGUCCUUUACCUUUAACCUUUACCUUUUACACAUUAAUAUUAAUGUGGGAUGAGGAGGUUGCAUUUUCGUGUGGAGGUCCCCAAGUCACCCCUCAAAAUAAUUCACAACUCACACAUACUUUUUGUUUAAGGUUUUUGGCAUAAUUUUGGCCACAACUUUAUUAAAAUACAUAAUCUGUGAGUGGUUGCUUAGGCAUUGGUUAUGACUAUCUGUCCUCCCGCCCGGGACAGUACUGACUAUCCGAACUCCCUCGGAAGCCAGUGAAGGGAAAACAAUGCUGGGGAUCAGUUGAGCUGAGCAACAGUCCCUCACCGCUCACCCAACCAGCUCCCCAAGGCUUGCCGGCCCUGGUCCCAUUUCAGGGACUGGACGAAAUCGUGGCAAGCCCCAGGAUUCCUUUAACGGAAUUCCCUUCCACACCAUCAUUGGUGUUUUUAUAACCAAUGCCUAACCGCAACCUUACAAGUUGUGACGAAUUGCUAAGUAGUAGGCAAAAACCAAAUGGCCCCAGACAAUCAGCCAAAUGGACAAAAUUCCUACAAGGCCCCUGCCCCAACGGCAGAUGAUCCCAUGACAGGCAUAGCAAGGUCAACCGGAACACAGGGCGGGCGGGCAGGUGAUCUGUUGCACUCAGCGAAAGAGAAAGCAAAAGCAGAGUGCCCCAAUAUUUAAAGCCCUUGGUCCCACCCACAACAUUGUAACAUGCAAUUUGCCCCAGCAACCCGGCCAUCCAAUCGUUGUCCCAGGCCAGCACAAUUUUACCCGCCUGGCAACAGAAGGUUGGCUUGGCAGACCCCACCGCAACACGUGCUCUCAUUUCAGGGAGAACACACUUUGUCAAUUGGAUACGAGGUUUUUGACGUUUCAUGAGCAUAAAAGAUAUAUGGGUGCCUUGAGGAGGAAAAAAAAUCCAUUUUUUUUGCUAGGACACCAAUUAAUCAUGGGAGAAUCCUGCACAUUUGAAAGUUACAUCUGCAUUUUUGUCCCUUUAAGCUAAUGUGACUUUUCAGUGAGCGGGAAUAGGAAAGGCUUUGUAUAAUCCUGAUUUUUGUAUUGCUUUAGGGCCAAGGUGUGAAAAAGAACAGAACACUUGCUUUACAUCUGAUGAAGAAAGCUGCAUCCAAGGUAACUUCUACAAAAAACAGCUUCUGUAGGGGAAUUUGAGCUGUCCAGCACUGUCUCUUGCCUGAUGGAGCGUCCCCUUGCUGCAACACAGCGACAUGCCGUAAUAUAUCUGCUAAUUUUUAAGGUCCCAUGAGAUUGUUGUUUUUUGCUGCAGGAGUCUAAGGCUUUGUAUACCUUUAAAGCACAUCCAAAGCACAUUUUUUCCUCUCAGAGAAUUCUGGGUACUGUAUCUUGUUGAGCGCUGCUGAAAAUAGUAACCCUGUGAGGGGAAAACUGUUAUGUACUGAAGUUCUCAUCCUGGGCCAGCAGGGGGAUACUGUAGAUAGUUUUUACUCAGGUCCUCAUAUGCAAAUAAGGGAUCGAAAGUGACGUUCAGUGAUUGGAUAGUUACAGAAAGUUGUUACAGUUGCGUUGUACUGGAGCUCUAUAUAAGCAGGCUGGCUGAACCCUUCAGUUCAGUUCUGUUCUGGCCUGCGAAUAAACAAGAGCUGUUUGAAGAAUCGCUGUGUCGUCUGAUAUGUUCACCCACAACUUAACACAAACUGCAGUGCCUAGACUUCUUUGAGAGAAAUAAUGUCCUUCGAAUAUGCUUUGAAUGUGCUUAAGUGUGUACACAGCUUAAGGCAGCGACUUCUCCAGAAACUGCCAGGUACAGAUGCAAUCCUUGAAAGUCUAAUGUACCUUAAGUUGCAUUUAGGUCCCCGCAAAUCCUGUGGUUGGUUUGUUUUUUAUUUUGUUUGAUUGUUUGUUAUUUGUUUAUUUUUUAAUUUACAUUUUUCAGGUUUAUACAUUUCACUGAUUUUACAAUCAUUUUGACAUUUCAAAACUUGACCUCCUUCCCCCUCUUUCUGCGGUUCCUUAAAUUUAUUUUCUAAUAUCUUCUGCAUAUCCAAAUGAACGCAAUUUGCUCAUUUAUUCAUCUACUUUAAAUAUAUACGCUUAUGAAACUGCAGGUUAUUACAACGAUCCUGUCAGUGUUCUUAUCUGUUUACAAUUUCUCUGUAAAAAAUCAGUAGACCAUUUCCAUUCUUUUAUAAAAAGUUUGUUAUCUUGAUUUCUUAUUCUGCCGAUAAGUUUUGCCAUUUCUGUGUAUUCCGUAAGUUUUUGCAUCCGCUCUUCCUUUGCUGGGACUUCUGCUUCUUUCCAUUUGGUGGCAAGUACCAAUAACAUUCUUGCCGCUGUAGUAGCAUACAUAAAUAAGUUUCUAUACAGUUUAGGUAGUUCUACCCCUAUAAUUCCCAAAAGAAAAGCUUCUGGGUUUUUUACAAACGUUAUUUUAAACAUCAUCUUCAUUUCAUUGUAUAUCAUUUCCCAGUAAGCUUUAACCUUACUACAAGACCACCACAUAUGAUAAAAAUAACCUUCUUUCUCUUUACAUUUCCAACAGUUAUUUGAUUUAGAUUUAUAAUUUUUUGCCAAUUUGCUCAGUGUUGGAUAAUAUCGAUAUAUCAUUUUCAUAUAAUUCUCUAUUAUAGUGCUGUAAAUUUUAUAACCAUAUUCCACAAUCGUUCCCAUGCUUCCGUGUCUAUAUUAUGUUUGUUUGUUUUUUAAAGCUGUUUAACUUCCUGCUUUUAUAGAUAGACAAGACUGACCAUAAGCAUAUCUUUAUUAUCAUCCUGAUUCCUAAAAUAUGUUAAUCAGGCAUCUCCCUCCAUGCUAGAAACAGCCACAUGAGACAAAAAGUUGCUCUUGCAUCCUUGUUUGCUGAAAUAUACUCGGAGUCGAGAGUGGAUUUCAUGCUCUUUAUUCAGCUCAUAGCGGUGAAGAGGAAUGGAAAUUCCCCCAAAGUAUCUGCUUUAUAUACAUUAUUUACACAAUGGGCUGCACGUGAUUGGCUAAUUCCGGAAUUCUCCUGUAGGCCAAUCAAGUUGUGGAUUCACUUCCAUCUGGAGCUGGAUUGGGUGGCUCCUGCAGACCAGUCAGACUGCUGCAUUCUGAAUCCUAUUGUUCUAGGACCAAUCAGACUGCUGCAUUUUGGAUCCUAUUGUUCUAGGACCAAUCAGACUGCUGCAUUUUGGAUCCUAUUCAACUCAGUACAUAACAUUUGCCAUACCCUGCUGCCCUGUGUAAGAUAUCUCUACAUACAGAAAGCUAUUUAUUUUUUUUGUGGGGGGAAGUUUUGAUGUGAGGGAGUAUUCAUGUGACUCACCUGUAACAGAAACAGGGCGUGAGGGGUGCUAAAAAGUUACAAUAUGACUUGGGAAUUCCAAAGAUAUUUUGGUUAAUUUAGUUUUCCUUGUUAAGUAAUAUGUGCGCAGAAUGGCAUACAAAUCAUUAACAGUGAUUGCCAAGUUCUUGUGGUUACGUUAUGUAUUAAUAUUGACAAUGGUGGCGAUGCAUUACCUGACAUUUUCAGAAGGAAAAGAAUUUAAAUUCUUUGGUUUUUCCAAAAGCAGUUUAUGCACCUUUUCAUCAAACAUAGUCUUGCCAAGCUAAAUGUUGCCCAGUCACAAAAAUGAUAGCAGAUUUGAAUUCCUCACACCCCAAAAACAUAUAUUUUUAAGGCCCGUCACUGAAUAAAUUUGCAAAAAUUACAUUUCACCCCUUAAAACAAUACACUCUGAUUGCAUCAUGUCCUCUUUCCGGAGGUUUGAUUUGAUUGCUUGACAAUUGGCUGGGAAUAAUAAUAAUAAUAAUAAUAAUAAUAAUAAUAAUAAUAAUUGUUAUGUACUGAAGUUCUCACCCUGGGCCAGCAGGGGGAUACUGUAGAUAGUUCAGGUCCACAUAUGCAAAUAAGGGAUUGAAAGUGAUGUUCAGUGAUUGGAUAGUUACAGAAAAUGGUUACUGUUGAGUUCUAGUGGAGCUCUGUAUAAGCAGGCUGCCUGAACCCUUCAGUUCAGUUCUGUUCUGGCCUGUGAAUAAACAAGAGCUGUUUGAAGAAUCGCUGUGUCAUCUGAUAUGUUCACCCACAACUUAACAAUAAUAAGAAUAAUAAUUUAUUAUUUAUGCUCUGCCCCUCUGGCUGGGUUUCCCCAGCCACUCUGGGCAUCUUCCAACAAAAUGUGGGAGAUGUCCCCAGGGGUUUUAUCUGAGAGCAGCCUGGACUUAGCCCCAUGUCUUUCCAUAAGGUGUUGGGUCCUUAAACAAAAGAAAUCAGGGACUGAAACACUCUCAGCCUGAAAGAUCUUAAGAUUUCCCCUUUUGCUCCCUUCCUGCCUGCAGGGACUGCCUCAAGCACUGAAUGGCCUCGGUUGGUAUUAUCAUAACUUCAAAAGAGACUAUGAGAAGGCAGCCGGAUACUGGUUAAAAGCUGAAGCUAUGGGCAAUCCUGAUUCAUCCUUCAACCUCGGCGUCUUAUAUUUAGAUGGAGUGUAUCCAGGAAUAACUGGGAGAAACAAAGUGAGUGUAAAUAGUUUGUUUAUUUACCUUCUGGUGAUAUUGCAGCACGGAUAAGUAUUAAACAACAUUUUUCUCUUUGGAUUCUCAAAAUUUUAAUAGAGAGGCGGCCAUUUCAAAUGGCAGUCAGUACACAAAUGGUAGCUAAUAACUUCUGUUUCAAUUUUUUUUAAAACUUGCAUUUUUCCUUAUGCAUACAUUGUUGACAUUAUAGAAAGAUGAAACAAGCAAAAGUUUUAUUUUUCUACUGCUUUUCCCCCACUUUGCAGACUGUUGCUGCUGACUAUUUCUUGAAAGCGGCAGAAAGUGGUCACAUGGAAGGCACAUUACGGUGUUCACAGUAUUAUAUUACAGGAAACUUAGCGAGCUUCCCCAGGGAUCCUGAAAAAGCAGUAAUGUAAGUAGUGCUAAGAAAUGCAUUGAGAACAAAAAAAUAAAAUAAAAAUCAAAUUUCUUAAACCAGGAAUCAUUGUGACUGCAAAAAAGAAAAAGAAAAAAGAAAAAUGGUUGCAUGUUAAAAUCACCAAAACUGCCUAGAAAUAAAUUCACACAUGACUCAAAUUUUAGUUUGAGUUUGGCAUAAUUUUGGCCACAACUUUAUUGAUUACAGGCUGUGAUUGGUUUGCUUAGGCAUUGGUUCAGACUGUCUGAACCUGUGCCAGACUAUCCAGGACAGGAACAGAACUGACAACUGCCAGUUGCAGAGAUUAGUCAAGGUAAGCACCCCGGGAGAUCGAUUGGGAUGGGUGCAGAUCCCUAAGAUCACACUCAGAAUGCUCCCGGGGGCUCUUGCGCGGCCCUAUCCCCCUUUCAGGGGUCAGACAAAUUCAUGAUGAGCCCCUGGAUUCCUUUAACGGAAUACCUACGCAGCAACCAUCGGAGGGACAAGUCACAGCCACGUCUCGUCCCCUCCAUACACAUUAACCAAUGCCUAACCGCAAACCUUGGGUGGUGCUGUGGGUUAAACCACAGAGCCUAGGACUUGCCGAUCAGAAGGUCGGCAGUUCGAAUCCCCACGAUGGGGUGAGCUCCCGUUGUUCGGUCCCAGCUCCUGCCAACCUAGCAGUUCGAAAGCAUGUCAAAGUGCAAGUAGAUAAAUAGGUACCGCUCCGGCGGGAAGGUAAACGGCGUUUUCCGUGCACUGCUCUGGUUCGCCAGAAGCAGCUUAGUCAUGCUGGCCACAUGACCCAGAAGCUGUACGCCGGCUUCCUUGGCCAGUAAAGCGAGAUGAGCGCCGCAACCCCAGAGUCGGCCAUGACUGGACCUAAUGGUCAGGGGUCCCUUUACCUUUACCUAGGCAAAAGCCAAGUGGCACCAGCCAAUCAGCCAAGUGAGAAAAAUUCCUACCGGGCCCUUGCCCUAAAAGCAGAUGACCCACAAUGGUAUAGCAAGGUCAACAUGAACCCUAAAUAUAGGGAGAGGAUGAGAUGGUUGGACAGUGUUGUCGAAGCUACGAACAUGAGUUCGAACAAACUGCGAGAGGCUGUGGAAGACAGGAGUGCCUGGCGUGCUCUGGCCCAUGGGGUCACGAAGAGUCAGACACGACUAAAGGACUAAACAACAACAACAAAUAUAGGGAGGGUGGGUGGGUGAUCCGGUGGGCGAAACAGAGGAAUCUCAACGCAACGUGCAGCAGUAUAUAUCUGUCCCUCGGAAGCAAUUUCUGCAACCCCAUUGGCCGGAACAAGUCCCAUGCUUCCGAGGGACCAAUCGAGUAUCUGUGGCAAAGCGGGUUCUCCUUCAUGGAGAGCGUGUGUUACGGUGGGGCCAACCAUGACAUCCCCCUGUUGCUGGGCGGGUUAGUUUGGAUGGCCACGAAUUUGGGCACCUCCAAUUGUUGCUGGGAAGAAUUUAUUGUUGCAAUUUUAUUUGAUUGAUGGGCUGCUAUAUAUUCCCUAUGCGCAGCGUUGAGCUUCCUCUUUUCUCUGCGCAUAUCGGAUUACCUGCCCACCCUCCCUUUAUUUAGGGCUUGUUUGCGCUGACCUUGCUACGCCUGUCAUGGGGUCGUCUGUUAUUGGGGCAGGGGCCUGUUGGAAUUUUACCAUUAGGCUGAUCGGCUGGUGCCAUUUGGUUUUUGCCUACUGUGUAGCAAAUCGUCACAACUUGUAAGGUUGCAGUUAAAAGGUAAAGGUAAAAGGACCCCUGACCAUUAGGUCCAGUCGUGACCAACUCUGGGGUUGUGGCACUCAUCUCGCUUUAUUAGCCGAGGGAGCCAGUGUACAGCUUCCAGGUCAUGUGGCCAGCAUGACUAAGCCGCUUCUGGCGAACCAGAGCAGCGCAUGGAAACGCCGUUUACCUUCCCACCGGAGGGGUACCUAUUUAUCUACCUGCACUUUGAUGUGCUUUCGAACUGCUAGGUUGGCAGGAGCAGGGACCAAGCAACGGGAGCUCACCCCGUCGUGGGGAUUCGAACUGCCGACCUUCUGAUCGGCAUGUCCUAGGCUCUGUGGUUUAACCCACAGCGCCACCAGCGUCCCAUAAGGUUGCAGUUAGGCACUGGUUAAUUUUGUUUGGUGUAGGGGAUGUGGUUGGCUGUGCCUGCCCCUCCAAUGCUGCUGCUGGAAGGGUAUUUCGUUAAAGGAAUCCAGGACUCGCCAUGCACUUGUCCGAAACCCUGGCAAGGGGCUAGGGCCAUGCAAGAGCCCCUGGGAGCGUUUGGGGAGAGGUGAGAGCCUGACGCCCAGCUCUAUUCUCUCCUCAAAAAUGUUUACCCUUACUGACUUCCACAGGCUUGCGGUUGUCAGUUUUGUUCCUACCUCUAAGUGGAAACAGAUAGUCGCUAACCAAUGCCUAAGCAACCACUCACAUACUGUAAUCUAUAAAGCUGUGGCCAAAAUUAUGCCAAAAACCAAAACAAUUUUGUGUGUGUGAUCUUUGUCUUUAUUUGAGGGUGUGCUGGGGGUCCUCAACACGCAAUCCAAACUUACCCACCCCAGCAACAGAGAGUCUGUUGUGGUGACCUCACCGCAACACGUGCUCUCUGGGAGGAGAACCCGAUUUUCAGUGACCUUGACGUUCCAAACCUAUACUUGUUUUCUUCUUUCUUUUUCAUACCCUGUUCACUGUGUCACUUUUUGGGCUGAGAGGAUUUGCAUUUCUGAAGCUUAAAUUUCACAUUUCAUGGAGGGAGGGAGCCCUGAGUCUUACAUUGGCAGUGAAGCAAACGCCCUCCUUCCUUUCUCUUCUCCUCCAAGAAGGUCCCCAUCUCAUCCUAAUCUGGAAGUACUUAAUGGAGUUGAGGGCUAUUCUCAUACUUCUUCACAAUGUGAGGACUGCUGGCAGGUGUCCGCCAUUGCAGAGACGGGCAAGAAAGCAAGGGGCUAGAACAACGUGAGAAACAGCAUGUUGGGAAGCAGGAGAUUCUCCUAGAGUUCAUUGAUUUGGGUUGAGGUGUGUGCAGGCGUUUGCCUGCCACAAAGUUGGCUGCAGACUUCGAAUGCUAAUGUUUCUGUUCUUAUUUUCAGCUGGGCAAAAUAUGUGGCAGAAAAGAACGGCUAUUUAGGCCACGUCAUUCAAAAAGCUCUCAACGCUUAUCUGGAAUUGUCUUGGUAGGUCUGGUGCUUCUUUUCUGUAUGUAUAAAUAAUAAAUUUAUUAUUAUUAUUAUUAUUACAGUGGUACCUCAGGUUAAGUACUUAAUUCGUUCCUGAGGUCCAUACUUAACCUGAAACUGUUCUUAACCUGAAGCACCACUUUAGCUAAUGGGGCCUCCUGCUGCUGCUGCGCCGCCAGAGCACGAUUUCUGUUCUCAUCCUGAGGCAAAGUUCUUAACUUGAGGUAAUAUUUCUGGGUUAGCGGAGUAUGUAACCAGAAGCGUAUAUAAUCUGAAGCGUAUGUUACCCGAUGUACCACUGUAUAUGCAAGAGGUAUGUUAACUGAGAAAGCAAAAUAACACAAUGACUACAAAAGAUAAAUUAAAUUCAGAAUGGGAAUUCUAUAUUUCUAUGCUGUGAAAUGGCCACCUAAUAGUAGUUAAAUUAGAACAAUUGACUGAUUUAUCCUUUUCCUAACACUGUGUUCCCAACAGAUGCAACUGCACAAAGGCCAAAUCAUUAGCUCAAUACGAAAAACCCAGGGACAAACUAGAUGAGACAUUUGUGACCUAUUAUUAGAUCUCCAGUCUCUUAAGUUUUGGCAAAUAGCAGCCAUGGGUGGGGAGGGCAUAUGUAAGUUUCUUGUAAUGUGGCAAAUAGCCACUCUGCGUGAGUGACCUUUAUUUGGAAAACGGUGUUUGGUGGUGGUGGUGGGCUGUACUGCAGCCCCGAUUAGAAUCCAGGAGCAACUACCCUUGGGGGGGGGCAGUGCUAUUUGCUAAAAUUUAAAGAAAUCAGAUCUCCACCAUUCCCUCAAUUUUGCCCUCAGCAUGACCUAAAACAAUUCAGUGUUCAAAGCAGAAAAACCUAAUGAACCCUCCAUUAUAGCACAAAUAAAGGUAAAGGUAAAGGUAAAGGGACACGGGUGGCGCUGUGGUUUAACCACAGAGCCUAGGACUUGCUGAUCAGAAGGUCGGCGGUUCGAAUCCCCGCAACGGGGUGAGGUCCCGUUGCUCGGUCCCUGCUCCUGCCAACCUAGCAGUUCGAAAGCACAAAGUGCAAAUAGAAAAAUAGGUACUGCUCCGGUGGGAAGGUAAACGGCGUUUCCGUGUGCUGCUCUGGUUUGCCAGAAGCGGCUUAGUCAUGCUGGCCACAUGACCCGGAAGCUGUACGCCGGCUCCCUCGGCCAAUAAAGAGAGACAAGCGCCGCAACCCCAGAGUCAGUCACGACUGGACCUAAUGGUCAGGGGUCCCUUUACCUUUAGCUAAAGGUAAAGUACCCCUGGAAGAUUAAGUCAAGUAAAAGGUGAUUAUGGGGUUGCGGCACUUAUCUUGCUUUCAGGCCGGCGUUUGUCCACAGACAGCUUUCCAGGUCAUGUGGCUAGCAUGACCAAGCCAUUUCUAGUGCAACAGAACACCAUGAUGGAAACCAGAGCGCAUGGAAACUCUGUUUACCUUCCUGCCCCAGUGGUACCUAUUUAUCUACUUGCACUGGUGUGCUUUCAAACUGCUAGGUUGGCAGGAGCUGGGAUAGAGCAAUAGGAGCUCACCCCGUCGUGGGGAUUCAAACUGCCGACCUUCUAAUCGGCAAGCCCAAGAGGCUCAGUGGUUUAGACCACAGCACCACCCUUACAGCACAAAUAUAAUAACAAUAAACACCAUCACAGACAACUUUCUGCCCUUUAAUGAUAGUCUGAAUUUAGUGUAUCUCAAUCCACAUGCAGAACUCCCAGAGCAUUUUCUGGCUACAGUUUGGUGAAACUCUACAUGCAAAGGAUCCAUGUGAAAGCUAGGAGGCAGAUUGCCAAAGUUUAAACCAGCUGCUAAUCCUUAUCCUUCACUUUUAAGUUUUGACCAGUAGAUGUAGCUGUUGAUUCGGAGUGCCAACCUUUCUUCCCCAAGCUCUGUGUAAAAGCCACAACCUAUUUCAGAUUGGAGGGAAGCACCAAUGGGAUCUUCUUUUCAAGAUCUAAUAGCAUCUCUGCAGGCAGGGAGAGUUUUCAUGACGUAGUCCUAACCAUGACCAUGGGCUGGGGUCAGGGUGGGAGCACAAGCAGCUGUUUACAGUUUGCUUUCUUCAGAUUAAUUCAGCUAAAAGUGAUGCAUUUUGCAUCAUGUGUCAUUUUUCCGAAACUCUUAGGGCCUAACUAGACAUACAGUGGUACCUCAGGUUAAAUACGCUUCAGGUUACACACUCCGCUAACCCAGAAAUAGUGCUUCAGGUUAAGAACUUUGCUUCAGGAUGAGAACAGAAAUCGGGCUCCGACGGCGCGGCGGCAGCAGGAGGCUCCAUUAGCUAAAGUUAAUGGAGGUUAAGAACAGUUUCAGGUUAAGAACGGACCUCCGGAAUGAAUUAAGUACUUAACCUGAGGUACCACUGUAAUAGGAGUGGACUCAUUUAUCUGAAUUGGAUAAUCCUCAAAUUUACAUGAAGCAGAGUAAGGUAGAGCUCUUCCCUGCUUUCAGCUUUUUCAGCAAGUUUUUUCUUUCUCAAUGGAACUCUGAAAUCAGAGGUAACCUCUACAGGGCAAAAUAUUAGGAUAGAAUCAGAGAACAAGGAUCAUCUAGUGGCAAUGCAGGAAUCUCAAUAUGCGUUCCCCAUCCAGUUUGAAACCAUACUGGACCCUGCUUAGCUUUGCAAAUUUGCUAUCCAUUUUACUGCUGCACCACUCAAAGGGGAGAAGAGAUUUUCUUAGAAGGGGUUUUUUUUUUUGGCAUGGGUAGGUUGGAUGUUCAACAGCUGCCACCUGCACAACACCGUUGCACUUCAAAAGCUCCCCACCUUGUAUUAGUUCUGCAUGAGCUGAAUGGAACUAUGCCAAUGUCAUCUCUAAUUUUGUCCUUAAUUUAAACCCGUUGUCUUCUCAGAACCCUUCCUUCUCUUUCAAGCAAGGCCUGUGUUCUGCAGAUGAUUCUGUGGAAUGUUUUAGGGUGUGUACUCUGACCUGUCCCAUCACUGUCUCUCUGCCUAACCUACCUCACAGGGAUGUUGUGAUGUGGAAAUGAAGAGCGAGUGUGGCUUCCUUGAGCUCCUCAGGCCUUAUUGUUAUCCUGUGUCAAUUGAGAAUGUGCCCUAAAACAGACUUAAGACUCUUUUGCUGUGGCACAUUCCAGGAGGAAUAUCAGUACUGCUGAACAAUCUGUCUCUAUUCUUCUUCCUCCACCUCUUCUUCUUCUUCUUCUUCUUCUUCUUCUUCUUCUUCUUCUUCUUCUUUGGCGAUCACUGAUAGCCAAGUAAGAUUGUCUUACAUAAACACGGUCUUAACAGUGAGUCCGUAAAUGAUUGUGGAGGCCAAUUCUGGAUCCACACAUCCUUCCACAGUGGGGACAUAGGUUUCCAGGUGGGAGAUGAUCAUGGUGAGGUUUGGCCAAGCAUGCCUUCCUCUUAGCAUGUUCCACCAUUUCGUCCUGAGUUCGAGCAUCUUCAAUGCCCAUGGCACCUUUGGUAAAUCGGGUCCUCCCUUAAAGAGGGCACAUAUUGUGGUGAGAUCUGGCAACCAAACCCUGUGUUGUGGGUGGGUUUGAUUGAAUAUCCACAACACCCAAUUGGUAGGUCCCUUGAUGCUGGGUUCAAUCAGGCCAAUGGGACACAAGCUAAAUGGAUCAAGGGACCUAUAUAUACAUAUGCACAUGACCCAGAGCUUCCUCUUUCGGUGCGUUCAUCGGAACACCCACCCACCUCUCCCUAUAUUUAGGGCUGUGCGCUUCACCUUGCUAUGCCGUCAUGUGUCGUCUGUCGUUGGGACAGGGGCAUGGCAGGAAUUUUCCCCACUUGGCUGAUUGGCUGGUGCCAUUUGGGUUUUGUCUGCUGCAUAGCAAAUCGUCACAACUUGUAAGGUUGCGGAUAGGCUCUGGUUCAGGUGAUAGGGAUGGGAGAACGCUCUCGCCAUCCCUAUGUGAAGGGUAUUCCAUUAAAGGAAUCCAGGGACUCAAUGGUUUGGUCAACCCUGUGAGGGGGUUGUGCCCAUGCCUGAGUCCAGGGGGGCAUCUGGGUGGUGGACAUAGCCUGUUCCCAGCUGUCUGCUUAUGCGGGUGUUCACCCUAGGCUGACCCAUGCUGGUGCCCUGGGUCAGCGCUACCUGCAUGACAGGGAGCUAGCUGAACCAGAGCCUAUGCAACCACUCACUUGCUGUAAUCAAUAAAGUUGUGGCCUAAAUUCUGCCAAAAACCAAGCCAAAAAUUUGAGUCUCGUCUGAAUUUAUUUAAGGGGGAUGUUUAAAGGUCUGAACAUGCAAAGGCUGUUCUCCAAUGGGAGCGCUCGCGGGCCAGUGUUUCCCAGUUAUCAGUGUUCUGCCGCUGUUUGAAGCCACUGUGCCAAACUAUUUCUGAUGUUUCCUUGUAUUCACCUUGCAUUUCUCUUUCUCACACCCCUUGGGUUUUAGGCAUGAAGCCCUGCUUUAUUACCUUCUGUCUGCAGAGACUGGAAUCGAGGUGUCACAGACAAACAUGGCACAUCUCUGCGAAGAGAGGCCAGUAAGUACCAUAUAUGUGAUUCCACACCCUCUUGUUGUUUUAAAUCCUUAAAUAUUUUCCUGGAAGCAUACUGAGUCAUUCUUUCUCUCCCACACCCUGUGUUCUAGAAUAUGACAGAAAGAUACAUGGAUGUUGACUGCAUUUGGAGAUAUUAUAAUUUCUCGGUUUCUCAGAAAAAUGCUCCCUCAUUUGGUACGUAUAACAACCCGUUACAGAUAAAGUUAUUUGUGUGCUUUUGAGUGUUGCAAAAUGACCUCCUUUUUUCUUUUUUUAAAUAAUUGGUUUUCAGAUAAAAGUUUUACAAUCAUAUAUCCAAUAUACAAGGGACGCGGGCGGCACUGUGGGUUAAACCAUAGAGCCUAGGACUUGCCAAUCAGAAGGCUGGCGGUUCGAAUCCCUGCGAUGGAGUGAGCUCCCGUUGCUCGGUCCCUGCUCCUGCCAACCUAGCAGUUCGAAAGCACGAAGUGCAAGUAGAUAGAUAGGUACCACUCUGGCGGGAAGGUAAACGGCGUUUCUGUGCGCUGCUCUGGUUCGCCAGAAGUGGCUUAGUCAUGCUGGCCACAUGACCUGGAAGCUGUACGCCGGCUCCCUCGGCCAAUAAAGCGAGAUGAGCGCCGCAACCCCAGAGUCAGCCACGACUGGACCUAAUGGUCAGGGGUCCCUUUACCUUUUAUCCAAUAUACAACAUAAAAACAAUAUUCCUGGACUUCUCUCCUCCCCUUUGUGGGUCCUAUUGUUAAUCAUUUCCUCCUGCAUCUUUUAUGAUAAUCCAGAUAUUUUACAUCUCCAUUGUGUCCAAAGUUCACAAUUAAACUGCGUGUGUUAUUCCCAUCCUACUAAUGAUUUUAACUGUUUGCAAUUGGUUUUUAAGAUAAAUUAUAACUUUACCCCAAUCCUUAUUCAAAUACUGGCCUUCCUGAUUUCUGAUUCCUUCGGUCAUUUUUGCCAAUUCGGCAUAAUCCACCAACUUAAUUUGCCAUUCUGUUCUGGUAAGGACUUUAUCUUCUUUCCAUCUCUGGGCGCAAAAUGACCACCUUUUGGCUUGUUUGCAAUCAAUCAAAGAUCAUUGCAAAAGAUCAUUGAUCAGGACCACUGGAAUUUGUCAUAGCCUGAGCUGCGAAGGAGGGAAUCACCUACGCAGUCUUUAAUGCAGCUGCUUCUUUCCACAGCUUAUCUGAAGGUGGGAGAUUUCUACUACUAUGGAUAUCGGAAUCAAUCCAGAAACUUGGAUAUCUCAGUACAGAUGUAUGCACAAGCUGCCUUGUAUGGAGACGCACAGGUAGGUUCUUGCUGGUUGGGGAAUGAAAGGGCUGAUCAUCAGAAAACCUGAGGCCUUUUCUGAAGGCUCUUGAGAUCUGCAGUGUCCCACAAACCCCUGUCACGUUCAGGGCCGUCUUUAGCAUUUGCGCGUGGAGGUCCCCAAGACACUCCCCAAAGAAAAACACAAUUGACACUUAAUUUUUGUUUAAGGUUUUUGGCAUAAUUUUGGCCACAACUUUAUUCAAAUUACAGCAAUGUGAGUGGUUGCUUAGGCAUUGGUAGCACUAACUGACCCCGCACGGGGACAGCUCUGACAUUCGCACCCCCCGCGAAGUCAGCAAGGGUAAGUCACCUGGGGAGAGAGACGGGACUGGGAACCAUGCCUCACCUCUCCCCAGAAUGCUCCCAGGGGCUCUUGCGUGGCCCUAGCCCCUUGCCAGGGGGUUUUGGACAAAAGCAUGGGGAGCCCCUGGGUUCCUUUAACGGAAAACCCUUGAAGCAGCAGCAGCAUUUUGGAGGGGCAGGCACAGCCAAAUCCAUACCCCUCCACCAACCAAUUCCCAAACCAAUGCCUAACCGCAACCUUACAAGUUGUGACGAUUUGCUACGCAGUAGGCAAAAACCAAGUGGCACACACUAAUCAGCCAAAUGGACAAAAUUCCUACCGGGCCCCUGCCCCAAAGCAGACGACCCCAUGACAGGCAUAGCAAGGUCAAGCAAACAGCCUAAAAUUAGGGAAGGGAGGGCGGGUGAUCCGAAGCACGCAGCGAAAAGAGGAAGUUCGUCGCUGCGAGCAUUGUAUUUAACAAAUAGGGCUGUCAAUCAACAAAUGGCAACAUCUAGAUUUCCCCAGUAACAGCCCGCCCCUGCUUAAAGGAUGGCCAAACCAUUUGCCUAGCAACAGUGAGGUGUCUCGUCAGCCCCGCCCGCAACCCGUGCUCUCCAUGAGGGAGAACACACUAUGCAGCGCCGGGGUGCAAAAAAAACGCCCAGUGCCCCCAAUUUGGGGGGUGGGGGAGACUAAAGCUGUUGAGCUUUCUUGCAGGUUGUAAUUUAUGAAUUGACGAGGGAGCUUCUUGCUCCAGGCCUGCAUUAUCUGUCUUGGUGAAUUCUUCACCAGCUUCUCUGGCUCCUUGUCCCCUUUAAAAGCAAAAACGCCCAAUGCCUUUUGCCACAGAGCCGUGAAGUGCUAUUUGUUUGACUGGAAAUGCCUUCGUUUUGCACGUUGCAGGGGUUCUUUAAUUUGGCUGUUCUCCUGGAAGAAGGCUAUUCCAUCCCUCAUCACAUUUUAGACCAUUUAGGAAUUGACAGGACCAUCAACUCCAGUAAUGCAAACGUGCUCCAGGAGCUUUAUGAAAGGUGAGACUCUUCUUGUCCAUCAUUGCCGUCCUUAAAACGUUAAGAGCAGGUUUUUAUUUAGCACGGUGUGAAAUGUGAAGCAACAGAAAUAAUAGCAAGAUGCCAUAAAAUUGGCAACAACGUUAAAAUGCCUAAGAUGGUGGUCUUCAAAAUGUAUUCUAGGGGACCCUGGGGUCUGUCAGAAGCAUACCAAGAGUUCCUCAAAGAGAAGAUCAGUAACGGCAAAUCCUUUCCUGGAAGACAACUCUCUGCCUUGCCACUAUUUUCUCCAUGCAGCGUGCAAGUUGCAGGAGAAGCUCUGAGCACCCUCAGAAUGGGCCCAUGCUCAUUGUGAACUGAUAGUGUUCCCUGAGCUCCAUGAAGUUCCUCUGGCAAGCAAAUCCUGGGGAAAAUAUUUUCCUGAAGGUAGAAAGCUUGAGACUCCCUGGUCUUUAGGAAUGGAAAAGUUAUCACAAGCCACCAAGAACAGCAAAACAGGAUGGCUUGUUGGGCCACAGUACUCUUCCAAAAGAAUGCUAGACCUCUUCAGGUGUUCUCCUGUGUCUGCUGGCCGUUCCUCCUUGACAUCUACACAUAACAACAACAACAACAACAACAACAACAUAUUAUUAUUAUUUAUUUAUUUUUUUAAAUAAUAUUUAUUAAGAUUUAAAAGAUUACAAAAAGAAAAAAUAGAAAACAGCAUAUUAAGCAAAAACAGAACAUCAUAUCAUGAUAAAGAAAAGAAGAAAAAAGGGGGGGGGAUACAAUGAAUCUUCCCAUAACUUAUCUUUCAUUUGCUUGUUUCCUUGACCUCCUCACACCUCCCUUUUUUGUAUUCUAGUUCAGUUAGCUAUUUCAGCAAGUCCUUUCCAUCUUUUCCAGUUUUUGUCCUCUAUUUUAUCUUAAUAUAAUGUAACUUUACUUUCCCUCCUUUCACCAUUUAACAAUCUGUUUUUUCUUAAUCCUUUAUAGCAUUUCUGCUAAAACCACAUUACUUCAUUCCAACAUCCUUCUAACAUUCCUUAAUUUUACAAUGUUUCUGUAAAUAAACUUUAAAUUUCUUCCAAUCUUCUUCCACCGACUCUUCUCCCUGGUCUCGGAUUCUGCCAGUCAUUUCCGCCAGUUCCAUGUAGUUCAUCAUAUUAUUAUUAUUAUUAUUUAAAUCCCGCCCAUCUGGGGGGCUCCCAACAGAAUAUUAAAAACACGACAAAACUUCACACAUUAAAAACUUCCCUAAAUAGGGUUGCCUUCAGAUGUCUUCUAAAAGGCAGAUAGUUGCUUAUUUCUUUGACAUCUGCUGAGAAGGCGUUCCACAGGGCGGGUGCCACUGCUGAGAAGGCCCUCUGCCUGGUUCCCUGUACCUCACUUCUCGCAGUGAGGGAACUGCCAGAAGGCCCUCGGCGCUGGACCUCAGUGUCCGGGCACAACGAUGGGGGUGGAGACACUCCUUCAGGUAUCCUCGGCCGAGGCCGUUUAGGACUUUAAAGGUCAGCACCAACAAUUUGAAUUGUGCUUGGAAACGUUCUGGGAGCCAAUGUAGGUCUUUCAGGACCGGUGUUAUAUGGUCUCAGCAGCCUCUCCCAGUCACCAGUCUAGCUGCCGCAUUCUGGAUUAGUUGUAGUUUCCAGGUCACCUUCAAAGGUAGCCCCACAGAGAGCGCAUUGCAGUAAUCCAAGCGGGAGAUAACCAGAGCAUGCACCACUCUGGCAAGACAGUCUGUGGGCAGGUGGGGUCUCAGCCUGUGUACCAGAUGGAGCUGGUAGGCAGCUGCCCUGGACACAGGAUUGACCUACGCCUCCAUGGACAGCUGUGAGUCCAAAAUGACUCCCAGGCUGCGCACCUGGUCCUUCAGGGGCACAGUUACCCCAUUCAGGACCAGGGAGUCCUCCACACUGAGAAGGCCUGAAGAGGAAAAACAUUCUCCUUCCUCCUGCUGGCCUUUGACUCAGAGUAUGGAUUUCGCCAUGUUCUAAAUCACGAGGAGUACCUACAUGCACAGAAAAAGGCUUCGCUCUUCAGAGUUUCCCUUCUAACACAUGAAUGACAGGUCUAGGGCCUGUGGACAUGGUCCCACUCUCUUCCACCUCAUGACUGUUAUUACCCAGGUGAGAAUGCCCGAAGGAGGCUCUGAAGCCACCACUGACUGAGAAGACCUCUUUCCAAAACAACACAAGAUCCAAAACUUCCCCACAAGCCUAGGCAGCAUGCUUGCUCAAAAUUUCGUGCCAAGAAGCUGAAUUUGACAUCAACAGAAGUAGCUUUAGGACUGCAAUCUUUAAGUUCUAGAUGGUUGAGAACCUUUUGAUUGUUCCUCAACUCUCAUCAGAGCUGCAGCCAUUUCCUCAAGCUACCUGAACAGCUGGUCAUAAUUUUAAUCACAGUAACUCAACUAAUAAAUGAGAACAUGUCAUAAGGUGGUGGUGGAAGACCAUAUGAUGGGCUCUUUGAUGUGGAAGGAAAGUCUGUGCCCUAUCACUGAUGGCCCCAGUUAAGACUCAAGCCUUCUAUCUGCCUGGCUUUACUCCUUCAUCUGCAUAGUCCUUGUCUGCUCUUGCGACAGGCUGCUGAGAUCAAUAAUAAUAAUAAUAAUAAUAAUAAUAAUAAUAAUAAUAAAUUUUAUUUAUAUCCCGCCCUCCCCAGCCGAAGCCGGGCUCAGGGCGGCUAACAACAAUAAAAUAAUACAACAUUCUAAAAUCAUUUCAUUCUAAAAUUAAUUCAAAUCAAAUUGAUGGCAACCAUUGGGCUAGAGUUCUGUGAAGAUUGCCAAAGGAGGGAGUCAGGCUGUGCCCUGGCCAAAGGCCUGGUGGAACAGCUCUGUCUUGCAGGCCCUGCAGAAAGAUGUCAAGUCCUGCAGCGCCCUAGUCUCUUGUGACAGAGCGUUCCACCAGAUUGGAGCCACAGCCGAAAAAGCCCUGGCUCUAGUUGAGGCCAGCCUAACCUCUCUGUGGCCUGGGACCUCCAAGAUGUUUUUGUUUGAAGACCGUAAGUUCCUCUGUGGGACGUACCAGGAGAGGCGGUCCCGUAGGUACGAGGGUCCUAGGUAUAUUUUUUAUUUGACAUUGAUGUCUUUCUUAUUGUUGUCCAUAGGUGUUGGAGCUAUAGCAACCAAGAAUCAGUCAGUCCAUGCACUUUAGCUUUGCUUUAUUUCCACCUGCGUGUUUUCUGGAAGACAACUUUGCAUUCUGGUCUGGUGCGUACAACUCCACUGUUCUUUCAGUAAAUGCCUGGCAUUUUGUGCUCUGACUAAUACAAGCUUCUGAAUUCCUUGCAGAUUUACUUCCUGGGCUCCUUGUUUGUCUCUACAUUGGUUGUAUUUGUCAUACAGUGUUUCCGGGCUCUGUUGGGUAAGUAUCUAGCAGCAGCCAUAGCCCUGAAGAACAAAAAAAUAAUAACAAAAUCACAGGUGUACAAGGCUUUUUUAAAUAGAAUAUUCCAUGUGUUUGAUUACAUAAGCUGUUGCUCUGUCCCAUUUGUUUUCCUCGAUAGAAAAAGGAAUCAAACUAGAUUUUUUAAGACUACUGAAGGCAAACAGGUCAAAAAGCCUAGUUUACUUUUUCACUACAGAGGGGAAAGAAUUGAGAUCGGAUGCCAGCAUAAAUAAUAAAAACAUGGAAUGAAAAUGUAGCCUUGCACAGUUCUGAUUUUAUUCAUAUUUUAUUUUUAUUUAUUUCAUUUUGAUCCACAUUUUGAUCCAUUUAUUUAUUUCAUUUGGUUCACCCCUUGUGAACCAGCAACUCUUUAAAAAGGGACCACCUACAGUGGAUACGAACGGGAUCCGUUCCGGAGCCCCGUUCGCAUCCAGAAGCAAACGCAACCUGCGUCUGCGCGUGCACAGGUCGCGAUUCGCCGCUUCCGCGCAUGUGCGUGAUGUCAUUUUGACUGUCUGUGCAUGCAUGAGCGGCGGAACCCGGAAGUAACGCUCUUCAUUACUUCCGGGUCGCUGCAGCGCGCAACCUGAAAAUACUCAUCCCGAAGCUACUUCAACCCGAGGUAUGACUGUAUAGCCUAGCCCAAUACCACCAGUAACUAGGUAAAGGUAAAGGGACCCCUGACCAGUAGGUCCAGUCGUGGCCAACUCUGGGGUUGCGGCGCUCAUCUCACUUUAUUGGCCAAGGGAGCCGGCGUACAGCUUCCAGGUCAUGUGGCCAGCAUGACUAAGCCACUUCUGGCGAACCAGAGUAGCGCACGGAAACGCCGUUUACCUUCCCACUGGAGCGGUACCUAUUUAUCUACUUGAUGUGCUUUUGAACUGCUAGGUUGGCAGGAGCAGGGACCGAGCAACGGGAGCACACCCUGUCACGGGGAUUCGAACCGCCGACCUUCUGAUCGGCAAGUCCUAGGCUCUGUGGUUUAACCCACAGCGCCAUCCGUGUCCCUUCCAGUAACUAGAGACCUCCCUUUUUCAAUAUAUUGCUUAUAUAAAUUCCAGACAAGUAAUUGUGGAACUUCUUGUGGAGUAAUAAAAGGAAUAUGAGCAAUGCUGAGGUUCUACAUCUGUGUUUUCUAAGCUGAGGCACAGGGUUUGUUGUUUCAUUUUGUUUCCCAUGAUUAUAUACUGUGUAAGAACUGACCUUACUCCUCAAAAGUCCAGAACCACUUCUCCCUUCAAAGGCUGAUUAGUGAGCAACGGCCUCUGAGAGUGGAUAGUUCUGUUGCAUUUCCACAUUGUGAGGGACUCAACCAACUUUCUUCUUCUUCUUCUUCUUCUUCUUCUUCUUCUUCUUCUUUUGACAAAGUAACAAUCAUACAUAAAUAAGAAUAAAGAUGUGCACCCCACCAAUGAGACCAUUCCAUUAUAACUACCCAAUCUCCCAAAAUUUCAACACCUCUCGUGAUGGUUUGACCCCUUUCCAUUUUAACAGUACAAAUUCCACAAACGCCCUCCGUAUCUCCUCAAAAUCAUUUCUCCUGCAUAUUCCCCGUAUUACUUUAAUGGCACAUGUUAAUUUAUCCUUAAUAGCCAUAUCCCACACCUCUUUAUAUCAUUCUUCCAUUUUGUAUUCUGCUUGCCCCUUCCACUCCCUAGCUAUCACAAUUCGUGCAGCCGUCAAUAAAUUUGUGAGAAAGUCCUUCCUAGCCUACGAACUUUCCACCCCAUCGUAAAUUGAUAAUAAUGCUACCUCUGGACUUUUGGUCAGCUUUAACCCAGUGAUUUCUGUUAUCUCCUUAAACACCCUUUGCCAGAAAAAUUGUGCAUCUUUACACCCUCACAACAUGUGAACAUAAUUCCCGAUUUCCUGGCAUCCCCUGCCAACAUCACACCAAAUAUUCCUUGUUUAUUUGAUUUAGUCUGACUGGCGUUAAAUAAAAGAAAUCAACCCUCUUUCAUCAGUUGGGAUGGGGGUGAGAGAGGGGGACUUCCACAAUUGUUUCCUUCUCCUUUCACUGAUACAAGCAUGACACAGCUAGCUUGGGGGUGGGGGAGUUACGUUAUACAGCACUUCCUGUUCCCUCACCCAAAUCCUGGAAAGGGAGGCGGGUGUUGCCAGUAUGGGUGGGUGUAAAGAUUUUGUGCAGUCUUAUUUGCAACCGGUAAAGGGACCCCUGACCAUUAGGUCCCGUCGCGGAUGACUCUGGGGUUGCGGCGCUCAUCUCGCUUUAUUGGCCGAGGGAGCAGGCAUACAGCUUCUGGGUCAUGUGGCCCACGUCCCUUUUGCAACCGGUAUUUAACCUUUAUUAUUUUUUUAUUUUUUACUUGUGGUUCAGUUGCUCUCCGAGCGUGAGAAAGCCAAAUAAAGCUGGUUUAAACCUGUUUCUAGUCAGUAUUCAACUAAAGCAUUCAUCUAGAUUUUUUUUUUUUAAAAAAAAGGAUUGUUGGUAGAAUAUUAACAAGACAAGAUAGCAGGAAGAGACAACUUUCUUUACAACAUUCAUGUUUCUCACCUGAUGGAACUGUGAUUCAGUUGAUUAUUUUAUAGUGUAAUCUUAAGGUUAUCUACGAUUCAGAUCAAUGCGGUUUACUCAAGGAUGGUAUUGAAAUGUCAUGCAGAGAGCAUAAAUUGAAAUCGAGUCCACACGCACACUCAGCAUAAGAACUUGGAACCUCACCUGCAAUUUAACAUUUACCUUGCUGUGCAGAGUUUAAUGACUUCUACAAUAGGGAUGGGAUGCGGGUGGCGCUGUGGGUUAAACCACAGAGCCUAGGACUUGCUGAUCAGAAGGUCGGUGGUUCGAAUCCCCACGACAGGGUAAGCUCCCGUUGCUCGGUUCCUGCUCCUGCCAACCUAGCAGUUCGAAAGCACGUCAAAGUGCAAGUAGAUAAAUAGGUACCACUCCGGCGGGAAGGUAAACGGCGUUUCCGUGCGCUGCUCUGGUUCGCCAGAAGCGGCUUAGUCAUGCUGGCCACAUGACCGGGAAGCUGUACGCUGGCUCCCUUGGCCAAUAAAACGAGAUGAGCGCCGCAACCCCAGAGUCGGUCACGACUGGACCUAAUGGUCAGGGAUCCUUUACCUUUAUUAAUAGGGAUGUACGCUGGCUCCCUCGGCCAGUAAAGCGAGAUGAGCGCCGCAACCCCAGAGUUGUCCGCGACUGGACCUAACGGUCAGGGGUCCCUUUACCUUUACCUUUACAAUAGGAAUGGGGAUGACAAAUCCCCGAUUAGUCCAGAAAGGAAAAUUAUUCUGCAAUAAGAGGUGAAGAAGCAUCAGACCCUGAAAGAGGUGAGAAAGGACGGAAGAGCGUGCAAAGCUAUGAGCAAGAAUUACUAAGACUGGAGUUAAAGUGUUUAAGCAGCAAGUGAGUGAUCUGAAAUAUGUAACCGUGUUCCGAUAGGUGUUUUGACCACAGUAGUAAAUCUGGGAGGCAAUGAAAGUGUAUACCUCAUUUUUGCAGACCGCUUAAACCACAAUCCUACAUGUUAAGUGCACUUUAGUCAUUUAUUUUAACAGGAGUCACAACUUAAUUCCCAUUCCAUAGCUUUCAGUGGCUUGUGCUUAGCAUUUGCUAGAUUUUGCCAUUAGUAUAAGCUUUCAUUACUCUAAUGGGCAAAGGAGGCAAAGUGUUAAGUUGUGGGUGAACAUAUCAGACGACAUAGCGAUUCUUCAAACAGCUCUUGUUUAUUCAGAGGCCAGAAAAGAACUGAACUGAAGGGUUCAGGCAGCCUGCUUAUAUAGAGCUCCACUACAACGCAACAGUAACCACUUUCUGUAACUAUCCAAUCACUGAACGUCACUUUCGAUCCCUUAUUUGCAUAACUAUCUACAGUAUCCCCCUGCUGGCCCAGGGUGAGAACUUCAGUACAUAACACAAAGUAUUCAAGUGAAGGAAGGGAAUUUGGAGAAUUUGGUAUUUGUUUUGAACUGCUAUUAAUAUUGUCGUUUCCACUGGCUGUGACCUGCCUUUGAAUGUUUUGGAGAAGGGUGGGUAUGAAAUUGGAUAAAUGAUAACGAUGAUGCCACACAGACAUUAUUGAACACUGCUUAGAGACUUUUGAAAGAUUAAGUGGUUUAGAAGUGCUUUUAAGCAAAUGAUAAAUCAUAUGGGGAACUGAAUUGACCAUCAAAUUUAAAUCAAGAGUCACCAUAAGAAAUGUUUGAAUAGGAAUCCAGACGUUAAAAAGGGCAAAGUACACUUGACAGUUCUGCUAUGCAAGGUACUGUUUAAGAAAAGGAUGCUCUUCCAGGCCAUCUGCAUAUGGACUGUGGGUUCUGUGUGCGAAUCUCCCUACUGAAUCAGGUUCCAUAUUCAUAAAGGGUGUCUUCAGGAUCUGGAGCUGUGUACGUAGUCCUCCUUGUUGGAGAGGUGAUCUAAACCACUGAGCCCCUUGGACUUGCCGAUCAGAAGGUUGGCAGUUCGAAUCCCCGCGACGGGGUGAGCUCCUGUUGCUCUGUCCCAGCUCCUGCCAACCUAGCACUUUAAAAGCACACCAAUGCAAGUAGAUAAACUGGUACCUUUGUGGCGGGAAGGUAAAUGGUUUUGUGUGCGCUCUGGUUUCCAUCACAGUGUCCUGUUGCGCCGGAAGCUGUUUCGUCCUGCUGGCCGCAUGACCCGGAAAGCUGUUUCUGGACAAACGCCGGCUCCCUCAGCCUGAAAGCGAGAUGAGCACCGCAACCCAAUAGUUGCAUCACCUGAGUGAUAGUGGGUGUGCUAAUCUAUAACGCUACUUUCAUCUGCUGUAUUAUAUUGUGUGUUCUGACAGUUGUUCAUCGCUGGAUAUCACGAGUGCCGGAAGAGGCUGCAGCUGAACUCUCUUCCACAGAGGAAAAUACUAGUGAGACAGGAUCAGCAGAGCACAGAGAACCUACGGUGUCAAAUAAUUCAGAGGAGCAUGUCUUAAAUCCUCAACAUCCCUGCUCCAGCAGCUGAGGCAUGCAUUUUCUCAAACAGUGACAUUCUGAUGUCUUCAGGAGACAGAAACCUCCCCUUUCUAUGCCAAUUUGGAAAAUGCCCCCCCCCUUUUUUUUUGCGACUUGGCGGGUGCUCUCACCAUGGGAGUAGGCUAUUCUGUUGUUGUAGCACUUCCUUGCUUGAGCUUGAAGCACCCUUGAAGGUUUCACCCAAAAUUUGGUUAGGAAGGGGGCAGUUUGAUUCAAGGAGGAAGGACCUUCAGAUUUAGUGUCCUUGAGGUAAUUUAUUUUCAGAUUCAGAAACAGUGUGAACUAGAACAUAAUCGGUCCUAUUGUAUUACAGUGGUGCCC
Molecule: messenger RNA, 62141 nt
Organism: Podarcis lilfordi (Lilford's wall lizard)
Lineage: Eukaryota; Metazoa; Chordata; Lepidosauria; Squamata; Lacertidae
Source: the annotation of a GenBank genome assembly